Messenger RNA from Pelobates cultripes (western spadefoot toad), 74581 nucleotides. Lineage: Eukaryota; Metazoa; Chordata; Amphibia; Anura; Pelobatidae. The record is from the annotation of a GenBank genome assembly.
AUGGAGCUGGGAAAAGAAAUGUUAUCCUGUAAUAUGCAGGACUUACAGAGAGAUGACAAGUGGGUAAGAGUAGGGCUCACCAAUGGCGUGGGAAGGAGGUUGCUUGAGUUAUUGCAGUUUAUUUUGUUAUUUAUACAUUAUAAGUUAAACAUUAAAUAUCAGUAUUCUAUUCUUCAUAGUGCAAACAAUAUUAAAGGAGCACUAUAGGGUCAGGAACGCAAACAUGUAUUCCAGACCCUAUAGAGUUAAAACACUAUCUAGCCACCCUGGUCCCCUCAUGCCUCCCUAAAUAUAAUAAAUCUUACUUGUAUUCAAGUCUGAAACUGCCUGUUUCCUUUAGACCUGCCCACUGCCUGCUGACAUCAGCAGAAGUGGUAGCCUGAUCCAAUCACAAUGCUUCCCCAUAGGAUUGGCUGAGACUGACAAAGAGGCAGAUCAGGGGCAGAGCCAGCACAAUUCAAACACAGCCCUGGUCAAUCAGCAUCUCCUCAUAGAGAUUAAUUGAAUCAGUGAAUCUCUAUGAGGAAAGUUCAGAAAAAAGUCCUGAUAUAGCUCGAGGCAUUGAAAAAUAUAUCUUACACUGAAAUAUGAAAGAUGUUGCUGAACUACAACUCCCAUGAUUCUUUCAAUGAAACAGAUAGCCGGGGAAUCAUGGGAGUUGUAGUUUAGCAACAUCUAGGGGGCCGCAGGUUGGACAGCCCUGCUCUAGUGGCUGUCUACCAGACAGUCACUAGAGGGCUUUCUGGGUCGAAAUGGCACUUUACACACCCACUGCCAGUGGCGUACACAUGACCCAUGGGGCCCCGGUGCGAAAAUUGAUCCGUGGGCCCCCCCCGCAACACAUGGCGGCGGGCACCUGGUCGCAGGGCUUGCAGGGCUGCGACCCUGCGACCGCGGUAUGCACACACACUUAAAGGACCACUACAGACACCCAGAUCACAUCAGCUCAAUGAAGUGGUCUGGGUGCCAGGUCCCUCUAGUUUUAACCCUGCUGCUGAAAACAUAGCCGUUUCAGAGAAACGGCUAUGUUUCACUGAGGGUUAAUCCAGCCUCUAGUGGCUGUCUCAUUGACAGCCGCUAGAGGAGCUUCCGCGAUUCUCACUAUGAAAAUCACAGUGAGAAGACACUGGAAGUCCAUAGGAAAGCAUUGAGUAAUGCUUUCCUAUGGGCGGUUUAAAUGCGCGCGCACCUCUUGCCGCGCAUGUGCAUUCGGAGCUGAUAGGAGGAGGGAUCCCCAGCGCCAAGGGAGUCUGACGCUGGAGAAAGGUAAAUGCUGAAGACACACACACACACACUCUCACGAACAGACACAUACACACUAGCUAACAGACACACACAUUUAAUGACAGAGACACACUCAGUGACAGACAUACAUACACACUCACAAAACAUACACUUUCAAUGACAAACACACACUCACUAACAGACAUCAAACACACUCAGUAACAGACACACACAGUAACACACUCACUAGCAGACACACACCCAAUAACAGACACACUCACUGACACAUACACUAACACACACACACACACACACACACACACACACACACACUAACACAUACACACAAACACUAACACACACACACACACACACUAACACACACAUUUUUUUUAAAAUUUAAUCCCCCCCAGCCUCCUUACCUUUUGGAGUGCUGGGGGGAUUCCCUGGGGUCCAGUGGUGCCGCUGGGCGGGCAGGCUGGCUGUCUGGGUGGCCGGUGCGCGAGGGAGAACUCUCCCCUAAGUGCUUCCUCUUCAGCUCCCUCGCGCGCUGCGUGGGGAUGCCGGCGCCGGAAGAUGACGUUAUCUUCCGGCUCCGGCAUCAGUGCGGUGCGCGAGGGAGCUGAAGAGGAAGCACUUAGGGGAGAGUGCUCCCUCGCGCACCGGCCACCCAGACAGCCAGCCUGCCCGCCCAGCGGCACCACUGGGGGGUCCUGGGGUGGCCGGCUCCUGGGCCCCCCAGGAGAAGAGGCUGGCCCUGUGGGUACAUACCGGGUCGCAGGGGCGGCCGGGCCCCCUGGUGGGCCGGGCCCUGUCACAGCCGCGACCCCUGCGACCCUGGUAUGUACGCCACUGCCCACUGCAUGAGGACACUCAGUCAGAUUUUUCCCCAUAGGCAAUCAUUGAUUCAAUGCUUUCCUUUGGGGAGGUCUAAUGCGCUUGCUGCAUUUGCCACGCAUGCACGUUAGCGCCCGCUCGUCACAGGGCGGAGGAAGGGCGGGAUAAGGUAAGUAAAUAAAUGUUUUUUACCCAGCUGGGGGACUCAAGGUAGGGUGGGAGGAAGGGGAAACAAUAGUGCCAGGAAUACAGCUUUGUAUUCCUGUCACUAUAGUAUCCCUUUAACAAAAGAAGUCAUUGAUGUGAUGAGACUGCAAGAUUUCAAUCAUUCUGUUAAUAAAUAUGUACGAACAGUUUUUGAGGGCUCUGCAUAUCUCUGUGCCUCCAUCCAAUAGUGGCAUCACUCUAAGGGGAGCUGGGGAGCCAUAAACCUCCUACCUUGCAGAGAUACAGACCAUUCCCCACUGGCCCUGCAUAGAUCAAUGACCCCUGCUGGACAAUCCUAUAGAAAGUUAAGCAGGAGGUGCGUGGUUAAUUAAAAAUCAAAACGCUAAAUUAAAUAAUGAAAUUUGUGAGGAGUCUGUUGUUACAAUACAAACAGCCUUCCCACACACAUCACACAGACACCACACACACAGCCAUCACACACAUAGCCAUACACAUACUCAUCACAUACAACCACCACACACAGCUGCUAUACAUACCUUACACACAUAGCUGCACAAACACAUACAUCACAAGCACAGCUGACACACACACAGACACACACAUCAACACAGCUUCCCUACACCACACACAUCACUGUAAGUUUUAUAACAGUACCCCAGCCAUCACAAAUGGGCUGUGUGUGAGGACUAUAAAUAGUUAAAUAAGUUAGAACCUAGUGAUACCCACCUCAGCCCCAAUCCAUUAGCAGUGUGUAGAGACUAUAAUUAUAAUAUAAGGGGGGGCCUAAUAUCUAAUUAUAAUUUACAAUUGAGGAUAGUGGACAUGAUAUUGUCCAACCCACCCAAAUUGCCAUUGUCAUCCCCCCGGGUGGCUAGGAGUUCCCAAUCCCCUAGCCACACACCCCUUAAAAUUAAUUCGCCCUACCUAUCCCGUCUAACCCUAAUAAUAGUGAGGAGACUAUUAAAACGAAUACCUGCCAGUGGGAAAAUAAUUUGGAUUUUUACAAAUCUGGGCCUGACUUUGAAAUCCAAUGUAGUAGAGCAGCAGAAAAUGCUAGCAGAAUGCUUGGUUGUAUAGGGAGAGGUAUUAGCAGUAGAAAGAGGGAAGUGCUCAUGCCAUUGUACAGAACACUGGUGAGACCUCACUUGGAGUAUUGUACACAGUACUGGAGACUGUAUCUUCAGAAGGAUAUUGAUGCCUUAGAGAGGGUUCAGAGAAGGGCUACUAAACUGGUUCAUGGAUUGCAGGAUAAAACCAGGAAAGGUUAAAGGAUCUUUUGAUGUAUAGCUUGGAGGAAAUACAAUACAGGGGGGAUAUGAAAGAAACAUUUAAAUAUAUAAAGGGAAUCAACACAGUAAAGGAGGAGACUAUAUGUAAAAGAAGAAAAACUACCACAAGAGGACAUAUUCUUAAAUUAGAGGGGUAAAGGUUUAAAAAUUAUUUCAGGAAGUAUUACUUUACAGAGACAGUAGUGGAUGCAUGGAAUAGCCUUCCAGCUGAUGUGGUAGAGGUUAACACAGUGAGGGAGUUUAAGCAUGCGUGGGAUAGACAUAAGGAUAUCCUAGACUAAUGUAAGUAUUUAGAAAAUUAGGCAGACUAGAUGGGCCAAACAGUUCUUAUCUGCCAACACAUUCUAUGUUUCUAUGUUUACUUGAUUUAGGUCAAUUUUAUCACUGAUUUGCAAAAAAAAAAUGCUAAAAAUAUCUCCAUAGACAGCUGGAUGGUUUUGUCUUGUUCGUUAUGGGGCCAUUCGGAGUAAAUAAUCCUAUAAUAAAGUCUUACUAUGAUAAUAUCUAAAUUAUUUAUAAAUGCCUGCAAUUUUUGUGUUUAUGAAUGCUAGAAAAUGUGUUAUUAUAUUAAUUGAUGUUGGUUUUACAGGCAAGGAGAAAGAAGUAGACUAUUUUCUACUGAUCAAAACGCAAGCUUUGGAGAAAGAGUUAAUUCAAAAAUACUUGAUAAAGAGAGAUCUGGAAAUCUCCAAGUGGACCUCAACCAGGCCAUUAAUGAAAAAAAAAGUCAGAAUGCUUCACAAAAAGCCAUUACACUCAGGAGAAAACCCAUAUCUCUUUCAGCAUCACACUUCAGAAAAAAAUUAGAGGACUGGAAUGCCUUCUUCGAAAGAGUGCCAUUUAGAAAAUUUUCUAGAGUAUUAACUACCAAAUUGCCUCACAAUGCAUGGACUUUUAAGGAUAUUCCAUCAACCCGUCGUAUUUCCAUGACUACAAGGCGUUCUUUGAAGAUGAGUGAUUUUACUGCCGAGCCAAUGUGGGAAUUUGAUGACAAUUAUAUUGUGGACACAUUAUCCAGGCAAACAGUGAGUGUUUCUGGUGGAAUUUUACUGUUUGUAAUCCAUUUUGAGAAACAAAAUUACUCCUAAUUCUUAUUGCUGUUUCUGCAUGUCAUAUAGAGCAGGGGUGGGCAAUCUUCAGCCCUCCAGAUGUUUUGGACUACAUCUCACAUAAUGCUCUUAGGGCCAAAGCAUCAAGGGAGACGUAGUCCAUAACAUCUGGAGGGCCAAAGAUUGCCCACCCCUGAUAUAGAGCAUAUUCAAAUAUGCUUUCAGUUUUUAUAUUGGCCAUAUUAAAGUAUAACUGUAUUGGAAAGCAAUAUUUUCUGUUUAUAAAAACCUUUUUGAAACAAUUUUUAGGUUAUGAACUAAUUUUAAAUACAGAAAAAAAAAUAUAGUAAAUAAAAAGAAAUAGAGUAGUGAACAAUAUUGCUUUCCUGUCACAUUGGGUAAAUUUGACUUUCCAUACCCAAAAGAAAACACAACAAAGUCAGUAAAUGACAUUACAUUUCAUCCUUUGAAACCUUUAGUACAGCGAGAUGUUUAUAAAGGACAGGCUAGACAGAUAUAAAACAAUGCCUUAAGCUAGUUUCAGAUGUAUAAAACACAUAUUAAUUCAGGCACUCAAGGAUAAAAGCCCCAAAUCCUUUAUUUAGAGCAAAGAAAAACAGCAGCAACGUUUCGACCCUGUCAAGCUUGACAAAGACUCUGCUGGGUCGAAACGUUGCUGUUGUUUUGCUCUAAAUAAAGCUGCUAUUUUAGCUUUUAUCCUUAAGUGCCUGGAUUAAUAUUUAUUUUCUAUAUCUGGAAGUGAGACCCGGCCGUCCUCAGGUCCUGAGCUCCCUGGAAGCCUUGACAGUGCAGUAUCCAUUAUCUUUUCUACAUUAAAGGACCACUAUAGGCACCCAGACCACUUUAGCUCAAUGAAGUGGUCUGGGUGCCAGGUCCCUCUAGUGCUAACCCUGCAGCUGAAAACAUAGCAGUUUCAGAGAAACUGCUAUGUUUACACUGAGGGUUAAUCCAGCCUCAAGUGGCUGUCUCUCUGACAGCCGCUAGAGGCGCUUCUCACUAUGAAAAUCAUGCGCAUUCAGCGCCGACGUCGGCAGAGGGAGGAGAGUUCUCGGCGCUGGUGAAAGUUAAGUGGCUGAAGGGGUUUUAACGAGUUUGUUUUCCUGGCACUAUAGUGGUCCUUUAAGCAAGUUUCAAACAUGUCACCUAGUUAUAGCCAUAAAAAAAAGAAAUAGCUACCAUAAAAAAAAUGUUUUGCUACUGUAUAAAUCAGGCACUCAAGAUGUUACAUCUCGCCUGAUGCUUUGCCAGCAUUAUGUAUUACAAGAUACAAAUUUCAUCUGUUAUUUUACACACACACACACACACACACACAUAUAUAUUGCAGUACUGUUUAGUAGAUGUGUACCCACCACAUAAAGACCACAUAGGUUUUUUCAUUUCUAUUAAUUAAAAAAAAAAAAACUAAAUGUCUUGGCCAUUACUCAUUAAUUUGUGCUACUUUCAUUUGGCGUUUUGGAGUUGCAGAAUUAAGCCAAAUCGGACAAAUGACUGUUUGAAAAUGAAAAAAAAAAACAUACACAUCUGCCCUUUAUCCACACUGAUAAUAUCCUAGUACCCUCAUUCACCACAAAGCCAACAAGAGAGCUAAUUAUUUCCGAGUGUCCUAGACAUUCGUGAGAUCAGUUCAGGCACACCAAACCCACUAUAUUUACAGUGAUGGCUAACCUUGACACCAUAAAUUGUUUCUGGACUACAUUUCCCAUAAUGCUCAGCAUCAUGGGAGAUGUAGUCCAGAAACAAUUUUUGGUGUCAAGGUUAGCCAUCACUGCACUAGAACAUCUUUUGCAUGCAUUUUUUUUGUCUAGAUACUCUCUUUAGAUUGACUUUUUCAGUCUCUUUUUAUUAGAGCUGCCCGAUAUCUGUGAAAAUAAAGGCAAUGAACUCUUUGUGGCUGAAGGAGAAAUUUCUCCCACAAAUUACAAUUUUUAUGGAUAAUCGUCAUUUCAGUAAUCUAGAGUGGCAGAGACUGGAACAUUUCAUUCCUCCAUUUGGCUGGAUGGAAUUAAACUACACAGGUGAGAAUCGUGUAAAGUUAAAGUCCAUUUUACAUAGUACCUACUGUUGUAAUUUCAUUAGAACAUCAUUUUGUUAAUAGAUUAUAUUAAACAAUAGUUGAGGUUGGGGACAAAAGCCAAGGACUCUAGUGAAGAAGUUGGUUGUGAUAGGCCUAACAAAUUAAUAAUGAAUAAUAUUAGUUAAUGUUUGAGGCUCUACCGCUCGAAUUUCUGCGCGUAUAUUCUCCUUGAGCUACUCAAGUGUUUGUGGUUUGUUCAUGUACACCCACUGAAUUUUGGGGAUUUCUUGAAAUCAUCGUUCGCUGAACAGUUGUCUCAGUUUUUUUUUUUAAUACUUUAUUUUAGUUUUUAUAAAGAAUACGUACAAUACAGGCAUAAGAAACAUAAUGGUAAACAUCAUUGUAAUGAAAAAAAGUUACACCAUAGAUCAUAUUUCCAAUUAAUCAAUAUUCCAUGUUUUAGUGAAAUACAGGCUGUUGAGCUGGGCUUCCCGGUUGUUGGUCGCAAUAAGUGUCUUCUAGCUAGUCAACAUAAAAUAGCUUAUGAGGUAAAAGAGGGUUACUAUUUUACUAGCAUUUAGGUGGAGCAUAGCAGGAAGGUGUGUAAGUACAUGACAUGUUUCGUUAGUGGGGUCGCUUGUUUGCUGUUAAAUUUGGUCACUUUGUAAAGGUGAUUUCCUGAGUGGGUGUCAGUGUCAUCUCAUUCUGCAAGCAUGUCAUGAUGUAAUAACAGUGGCGUACUACCAGGGUCGCAGCUGCUACUGGGCCUGUUACUCCAGGGGGCCCAGCUGCCCUGUCAACUUCUGCAACCGUGGGCCGGUACCUGAAAGGGAGGGCUCAUACAGAGAAUUUCCUGUCAGAUUGGUUACCCCGGUCCACUCAGCCACGCUACUUGGAUAAGAGCGGGUGCAGAGGAGGAUUGGGGAAAUACAUUUGGAGGUGCUGGGGGUGGGAUGAGAAACAUGAGGAUAGAAAAAGGCACAUGGAUGGAUGAGACACAUGGAGGGUCUGAGGAGAUGAGACAAAUGGAGAGGCUAGGGGUGAAUGAAACACAUGGAGGGACAGUGAGAGAAUGAGACACAUAGGAGGCUGUGGGUGAUGAGACACAUGGAGCAGCUGAAGGGGAGAAUGAGACAAAUGGAGAAGCUGGGGGUGAAACAAAUGGAGGGGCUGAAGGGUGUGAGACACAUGAAGGUCCUGGGGAUGUUGAGUCACACAGUGGGUGUCCCAUGACAAUUUUUGCACCGAGGCCUGGUGGUUUCUAGUUACAACUCUGUGUACUAGUUAGAUUUUGAUUGCAAUUGUAACAGUUUGGGUGUGAUUGUAACAGUGUGGGGGUAGUGAGUGGCAGGUUGCGUGAGGGGAUCACAGUGUAUGUCAACUUAUUUUUGUAUUGGGGCAAUAUGUGGGGAGUAUGUGUUUAACAGAGUCUCCCCACAUAUUGAUUCCUUCUAGUGUUAUUAUUAUUAUUUUGUUUUAUUAAUUUGUCCUCUACUGCUACUGCUGUGGGCAAUAAUACAGUCCUUGGUGGUCCAGUGGGUCCGUGAUGGUAGGUGGGCUGCUGGUGGAGUCUCUGGUGGUCCACUGGGUCCCUGGUGGUCCGGUGGGCUGCUGGUGGAUUCCCUGGUGGUCCAGUGGGCUGCUUAUGCAGCUGCAUGCCUCACUGUCUGACACUUUCUCAUGAUGUUAGAGAGAAGGCUGGAAAACCAAAGAAAUGUGUUACUUGCUCACUAUCCAAAAUCCCUAUGCACAUUUAAAACAGUGGAGGUUUUUAGUAUCACUCCAAUGACCAUUUAAGUGUAAGCUGUCCUGCCACGUCAAGGCUAACAAUUCACGUUGCUUCUUUCAGCUUCAGGUAAAAAAAAAAAUCUCCAAUGACACAGAGGGGUAUUUAGCUAAAAUCCUACAUACUUAUUAACCCUUAAUAGAGAACACAUGGGGUGGGCGUCAGCAUUGUAAUAUGGCUGUGUAAUACAAAGCAAAUACAAAUAUACAAACUCCCACUACUCCUGAGCAGCUGCAAUGAGACGCUGCUAGCCCGAUCAGAAUCGAACACCUUUCAAUAUAAGUGGCGCAGGGCCAGUCGGGGAAAUCUUUUGAAUCCCUUGUGACUUGUUUGUUGUGAGACAGGGAAUGUGAGCUUCCUGCAACAUUAGAAAUACAAUGAGCAUAGGCAGCUAUCCUAUUUGGAUCAAGGUUGCAUACAUACCAGGCUGACCGUCUAUUACUCUGGUCAAUCCAACUCAGGGUAAACCAUGCCCAAAGCACUACCAAAGGAAUGAAUGUUAUUAGCACAUUUAAUGUUGUUCUCUUGCUGUGGAUAAUACCCAGGUAAUACCAAGAAAACAAAGUUUGGAAAUAUUUGAGGUAUGUCAUAUUAAGCCUUUAAUUGUAUCUAUCGAAAGCCACUGCUUCCAGUGUAAACAUGAAUGUUCCUUCAGAAAACAGUGGCUUCCACUAUAUCUAGUCACAUGAAAAUCUAACCUCUAAAUACAAGUUCAUUAUAAUUUUUGUCAAAGAUAUUGUUCCCUACUUGUUCUGCUCUUUUUCACAUUCUCCAGAUGUUAAGGAAGUAGUCUCUGCUCUCCCUCAUCUGCCUAAUCAGCAAAUCCUUCUUGCUGGCAACACAAUUGAGGGCCCACGUUGUGUUAGCUGUGCUGUGGUGGGUAACGGGGGCAUAUUGAAUGGAUCACGUCUUGGUCAGGAGAUUGAUAACCAUGACUAUGUGUUUCGGUAAGUUCUAAAAGAUGUCUUCAAAAAGAAAUUGAUGAAUAUCACUAAACACAGGAGAAGAUAUUAGCUUAAUUUCUAUGAUACAUUUUAUUAUCUUCUUUGGAAAAUGGAUAAUAUGGCCACCUGCUGUUAUUUAGUUUAAACUACUAUAAUGAAUGUAUUUAAAGGGCUAGCUUAUUCUGUAGACCUGUAGUGUGCUAAGACACAUCAUAUAGAGGAGCCGCAUAUCCGGGCUUGUUUCCAACCUUGGCCUCAAGUUAGUUCCCGACGUUACGUUUUAUCGGGCCCGGCCAAGUCUUUAACCGGUUCAAAUUAAUUUAAUUCCUGUCUUUAAAGGCCAACAAGUAUAGGUUUGAAUCUGAAGCCUAUAUUUUACAUUAAAUACAGGCUUCAGCGACUCGGUUUCAUUCACUGGUAAGAUAUCACCCAUUAAAUGGGCUUUUACCAUUUAUUACCGCCCUUAAGCCACUGCUUACAAUGCUGCAAGUGGGAACAUUCCCACUAAACAGUAGCAGGUAGCUGAUCAUUGUAAUAAAAUACUAACAACUCGGUAGCUAUUGCAGGCAGGGAAGUUAAGUGAGGGUGGUAGUAAAAUUGUACAAAAUUAUGUAAUUUUAAUAUAUUUCGUAUUUCCUGAAUACCAGUCUAUUAACAAAAUGUUUUUAUAUGUUUUGUUUUACUAUUUAUUCCAUGUUUCAAAUACAUAUUUAAUUAGUGUUAUUUUUAAAUUAAAAAAUGGUCAGUAGGGAGAACUUAAAAUAAGUAUAAACUCUCUCAUUAUCACACCUUCCAACUUUGCGUGCCAGGACAGAAGUGGGCAGGCAUGAGAGCAAGUUUCAGAGAUGGGCAGGUUUGCCCAUGAAAGGAACAGGUUUGCUCAUCAAGUGGCUGACUGACAGUCUGUCCCCUGAUGACAGUACAUACACAAAGCGCUGCUGUAAUGCUCUGUGCAUGUGCCUGAUACCCAGUCUCUAACACUGGACAAUUCUCAUGGAAACCCAUUUUUGCAGGGAGAGCACCCCAAAAUUCAGGACUAUCCCAGUAAAAUCAGGACAGUUGGCACCAAUGUAUCAUGUGUUAGGUUCUUUUUUUAUACUUCUUUCCAUCUCCAAGAGAUCUGAGCUGUAACACACCCAUCACCUAUUUGCCUUCUUUUUUUUCAGUGUAAAUGGAGCAGUAACUAAAGGAUUUGAGAUUGACGUAGGGAACAGGACUUCAUUUUAUGGAUUUACAGCUCACACUAUGUAUGCAUCACUCUCACAGUUACAAUUUGAAGGUUUUUCCAAUAUCCCAAAGGAAAGGGUAAGCCAGACAAACACAAAAUGAGCGUAACUUUCCUUCCCCCCCCCUUUAUUACUUUAUCACUUUAUCACUUUACUUCUUUCUUGCUGCCCAGUGACUUGAUGUUUUUGUAAUGUAUUUUGUUUUUUUAUUACACUAUUAUAAAUUAUUUUAUACGUAUCUGAAAGAGGUAGAAAGAUGCAAUAUUUUGCGCACAAGAGAAAAGGUGAAAAACAAACAAACAAUGUAUAAAAGGUGGAAUAACAGUUAAAACAAUACUAAUAGAAUGAAACGCACAUAAACAAAUGUUUGGAGUAGGGCCGUGAACUUUAUUGAAAGAAAUUUAAAAGAACUGUAACUUCAAACAUUUACAUUUAUCAAACAACUGUAGAAAUAUUCAUAUGACUUGUAAGAAAAUACCUUGCAUUUUACAGCCAGGAAAAAACACACACACAUUGCGGCCUUUUAAAAGCUCAUACACCACACUACUACAAUUUACCACCCUAUUUUAUUAGGAAAGCAAUUAGAGAUUCCAAAUAAAGACCACAUCAGAAAUAGAAUAAAAUGCAGAAAGGAUGUGAGGGAUGUGGCCACACUUUCACUAUUAUUGCUCAUUUCUUUGAGGAUUACCUCACAGGUCACCGCUACUUAUAACCUUAUUGUCCGUGCAAAAUCAGCACAAGACAAAAGCUCUUUGGUUUUCAACCAAUUGUGAACAGUGCGAGCCAAGUUAUUCAGCUUUGUUCAGACCCGAGAGCCAAAGGUAGACCUAAAUGUCAAUUGUCUGUUUUUCUGCACAAGACAAUUGAGCAUGCGCACAAAACUGACACAGGCUAGACAGCAAAUGCAACAAUCCAGAAGUCCUGAAAGAUCCUUGAUCACAAACUGGGAUUCUCUACUCUGGCACAAUUUAACUGCCAUUGAAUGUUUAAGUAAUUUACUACCAGUUACUUAUUUGUAAUCAUUCCUUUUUUACAUCAAAAAGUGCAAUUUUUUUUUCUUCUCCUCCACCAGUUACUUUUUGGUUUAGGAAGUAUUUUCAGUAUACAAAUGUAGAUGCCCUUAUUAUUUACAAAUAACUGGCUGCGACCAUAUGGUUUUCUAAUUGUUUUUGGCGAUACUUUAAGGACUACUUUUUAAAAACUAUAAAAUGUGAAAAUCACCUUCAAUAUGCAGGUUUAAAGGUAUUGUUUCUCAUAUUGAUAUUCUUAUAUAUUGAACGUUUAUAUAAUAUCAUCUAACCACCGUGCACCUAUGUUGAUAUCAUGCUCAAUCAUCUAUGAUUGCGGAGGUACCGGCAUAGUGCCAAAUAAGAUAGGUGAAAAAAUUGCACAAAUUUAAAGGGAAACUAUAGUGCCAGGAAAACAAAGUUGCACAGCAAUGGCGGGUCUCUCAUCAGUAUUUUCCCCACUUGAAAGCAUGUAUAAUGCUUUGUUAACCCUUAAAAGUAAUUGUUGCAGUUUAUUAAGAACUGCAAUAAUUAAGGAGCCUGGGACUAUGCACCCAGACCAUUUCAAUGAGCUGAAGUGGUCUGGGUGCCUAAAGUGUCCCUUACCCUUUGUUACAUACUAUCUAUUAGUUAGGGCAACAUAGUGGUUUGUCAUUUAUAGAUAAACUGAUUGAUAGACAGACACUAAUCUAAAAUAACUUUUUUUUUUAUUAUUUGAAAGUUGCAUGUACACAUCCAUAACACUUUUUUUUAAUUUAAUUAAUUUUUUUUAAAGCAUUGUUCAGCUGGCAUCUGUACAGGAAAUGACACCCUCAUUAGGAAUUCCACCUGCUCUCAUUUAUAUUUAAUGCAUAUGAUUACAGAAGGUUUAAUUAUAAUAGUGCUUCUCUUUGUGGGUUUCCCAGGAAACAAAGUACAUCCUUUACACUGAGGGACAGAGAGACUUUGAGUGGCUAGAAGCUCUACAAAAGAACAAAGAAGUCACCAGGGGAUCUCUACAGUCAUACAGGUAAAAAAACAAAAACAAACAAAAAACCCAAACUUGUAAUCUGUAUAAAGCUUUCUCUGGAACUAGCCACCCAUAUAAAGUAAUUUAAAUUAAAGGAUCCCCAACUUUUAUCCAACUCUGAUCCUCUGUAAAUGAAACAAUUAAUACUUUUUAAUUGAAAGUACAAUACACUAUUUAGUAAUAUAUAUAGUUUUUCCCUACACACAUGAAAGUGGAGUCACCACCAAACCAUCCCUUAUUGAAAUAUUGAGUCCAAGUUGACCACACUGCAACAGAAAAGCUAAUCUAAAGUAUUCAAGGUAAUUCACUACAGCCAGAACACACUCCGGAUUACCACAAUUAUUACAUCUAUUUUUUUAAAUUUGCAAUUCAGAAAUUUGCUAAAGGCAAAUCCAGAAUAAAUCCUGUGAUUUCCACCAAAAUUGCGCAUUCGGUUUAGAACAAUCCAGUAUGCGGUGUGAAACAUUUACAAAGUGCACGAUUUGCAUAUUUAUCAAACACUGAACAUUUACCAGAUUCACUCUGAUCUGUUCUAGUAGAAGACAAAAUUGCCAAAUAAAUUCACCUGCUUUUUGCAAGUUAAGGCAGAUUAUUAUUAUUAUGAUAUUUAUAGAGCGCAGUCAAAUUCCGCAGGGCUUUACAAUGGGUGGAUGAACAGACAUGUAGUUGUAACCAGACAAGUUGCACACACAGGAACAGAGGGGUUGAGGGCCCUCCUCAAUGAGCUUACAUGCUAGAGGGAGUGGGGUAAAAUUACACAAAAAGGUAAGGAUAAUAUUAGACUAAUGACAGUUGCAGAAGAGGAAUCAGUCAGGAGCUAUAAAUAGUUUAAUUGAUACGCUUUUAUGAAGUAGUGGGUUUUUAACGAUUUUUUGAAGGAGUUGAGACUGGGUGAGCAUCUAACGGAGGAGGGAAGCGAGUUCCACAGGAACGGUGCAGCCCUCGAGAAAUCUUAAAGGCGAGCAUCAGACGUGGGAGUAUGGACCGAAGAUAGACGUAAGUCUUCAGCAGAUCGUAAGGGCCUAGACGGGACAUACUUGUGUAUAAGGGAGGAUUAAUAGGUGGGAGCAGCAUUAUGUAGAGAUCUGAAAGCAAGAACCAGAAUUUUAAAUUGAGCUCUAUAUUUUAUAGGAAGCCAAUGUAGGGAUUGACAGAAGGGUGAGGCAUGGGAGGUGCGUGGCGGACAGGAAGAUGAGCCUUGCCGCCGCAUUCAUUAUGGACUGUAACGGCGCUAGUUGGGAGCACGUAAGACCACUGAGAAGCGGAUUACAGUAGUCAAGGCGAGAAAAGACAGUAGAAUGGACCAACACCUUAGUCGCAUCUGGUGUUAAAUAGGGGCGGAUGCGCGCAAUGUUUUUGAAAUGGAAAUUACAGGAUUUGGCAAUAGAUUGAACAUGAGGCUUGAAGGAGAGGUCGGAGUCAAAGAGAACACCUAGGCAGCGAGCCUGUGUGGUGGAGCUGAUGGUAGCACCGUUGACUUGGAGGGAGACAGACACAGGAGUAACAACACUUGAUGGAGGAAAGACCAGAAUUUCAGUUUUGGUCAAAUUUAGUUUAAGGAAGUGGGAAGCCAUCCAGUUAGAAACAGCAGAGAGGCAGUCAGAGACACUAGUCAAGAGGGACGGGGAGAGAUCAGGAGAGGACAGGUAGAUUUGCAUGUCAUCCGCAUAGAAAUGAUAUUGGAAGCCAAAGGAGCUAAUGAGUUUACCAAGGGAGGCAGUAUAGAUGGAGAACAGUAGGGGACCAAGGACUGAACCUUUGGGGACACCAACAGAGAGGAGUUGGGAAGAAGCAGAGCCAGAGAAAGAAACACUGAAAGAGCGCUGGGAGAGGUAGGAGGAGCACCAGGAGAGAGCAGUAUCUUGUAGAUCGAUAUUGCGGAGGAUGAAAAGAAGCUGUUGAUGAUCAACAGUGUCAAAAGCCGCAGACAGGUCAAGGAGAAUUAGGAUAGACUAGUGACCACGAGAUUUUGCAGCGAGUAGAUCAUUGGAUACUUUGGUCAGUGCCGUUUCCACAGAGUGCUUAGCGCGGAAACCAGACUGAAGCGGGUCUGGCAGAGAGUUGGACUCGAGGAAGUCUGUCAAUCUCGUAUACACAAUUUUUUCAAGGAUCUUGGAUGCAAAAGGCAGUAGCGAGAUAGGACGAUAGUUGGAUGGGGAGUUAGGGUCAAGAUUGAGCUUCUUUAGAAUUGGGGUUAGAGUUGCAUGUUUGAAGGGCAAUGGAAAUAUACCAGAGGAGAGAGAAAGAUUGAGAAUUUUAGUGAGAGGUGGAGAAAGAGAAGAAGACAGAGUAUGGAUGAGAUGCGAGGGAAUUGGAUCUAGGGAGCAGGUGGUGGGGCGGGAGGACAGAUAAAUCUGCAAUAUUACUCACUUGCAGCACAAGAAGCCAGCUGACAAACUAUUUACAAAAGUCAAAAAUUCCUGAAGAUGUGGUCCCUUUUAAUCCUGACAUAGGUGGGAGGGUUAAAUAGUUAACUCUCUAUCUGACAUUUGUUUCUAUGUAUUUAUAUAUUAAUUAGCCAUUUACUGUCUGCUGCACCCAGUUGGCUGAAACACUCAUAUAUGAGAAUUGUAAUUAUUUUUAUUGAAUUGAGAAUUAAAUUUUUUGUCCAUUUCAGAGCUGUCUUAGAUAAAUGUUGUAAAUUAUGCCUGUAUGUUUGCAUCCAAAUACAAUCAGAUUGUUCCUAAUAAUUUUCACAGUUCUGGCUAUAUCACAAUCAAACACAUAGUCCAUUAAAUUGUUUUCUUUACAAUUUAGUAGAUAUACCCCCAGAGGAAACAUGAAUGUAUUUUUGUUCUGCAUGUUUUCCUUGGGGUUAUAUGAAAACAAAACAGUCAAUAAAAGCUGCAGCCCUACUGUCUGCAGCUUUUGCAAGAACACCAUUUUUCCCGUGACACAGACUUGAAGAAAACACCAAUCAGAAGUCUCUGUGCUGGAGCUGGAGCUGCAACUGCGAAUGUGCACACAAUUGUGAUUUUGAUAAUCUUUUCAAUGCUACCGUGUAAAACAUUGUUCAUUGCUAAGUGUAGCUGCAGAAGUCUGUGAAAAUUCCUGUCUGUGCUCAUUUGCAUGUCAAGUUAGGAACUCUGGGAUAGAUGUGGAAACACAAUUUCUCUAGAUUCUAAGGAGGACUCUUCAGGUAUGGCACAACAAUCUACACUUUUAUAAACGGUCACAAACAUGUCAAAAAGGCUGAAGUGCUUUAUUUAUGUCCAUUGUUCCAGGGUCCCUUUAACACCAAUAUGUCUCUUAAUUAUUAUGUAAAUGACACAACUGCCUUCUGUUUUAUCUGUAUACUUACUUCUAAGCCUUAUUCAAUACUUACUUGUGAUUCUUCUGGUGAUUUUUACUUCCACUGAUGGAUGUCCCGUAUACCCAGGUUGAUAUAUGGGGCCUCCAUCUAAGGGAAAGGUUAAGAGCCACUGCAAGGUGUGACAUCACUUUACUGAAUGACUAAAUAUACUUAAGUACAAAAAAAACCCUAAAACAAGUAAUUAUACUUAUUGUGUAGUUUCUGUUGAGUUACAGAUAGGCCAUAUGCCUUACAAAAUAUUUUCUUUUAGACUCCCAUGAGCAACUCUUCCUCUGAAAUGUUUGGGAUGACGACAACAACUAUUACCUAUAUUACAAUUAUAAAAAAUACUUACAUAGAAACAUAGAAACAUAGACUGUGACGGCAGAUAAGAACCAUUCGGCCCAUCUAGUCUGCCCAAUUUUCUAAAUACUUUCAUUAGUCCCUAGCCUUAUCUUAUAGUUAGGAUAGCCUUAUGCCUAUCCCACGCAUGCUUAAACUCCUUUACUGUGUUAACCUCUACCACUUCAGCUGGAAGCUAUUCCAUGCAUCCACUACCCUCUCAGUAAAGUAAUACUUCCUGAUAUUAUUUUUAAACCUUCGUCCCUCUAAUUUAAGACUAUGUCCUCUUGUUGUGGUAGUUUUUCUUCUUUUAAAUAUAGUCUCCUCCUUUACUGUGUUGAUUGCCUUUAUACUAUUUAUACUAUUAAUUAUAUGGACUAGUGUGUUCCCAUUACAUACUUACAAGUAGCGCAAUGCAUGAAGAGUUGUUCUCUGUUAAAAGUUAUGCUGCCGCCAUUGCUUAUACCAUUGAAAAUUAAAGAUUGCAUUUACUAUAGCCUCUGUAUGUAUUAUAUUAUGUAAUAAAUACAUAUAGGUAAAUAGUUGUCAGCGCAUUUCAUUACUAACACUUGCCCUUUGAGAGCGACCAUCUUGAAGGCCAGUAGCACCAUGUAUUUGCCAAGGUUUUUGCAAUUUAAAUGGCUGAACCUAGCUCAGUACAGAUUUUUAAGAUGCCUCACACUUACUCACAACACUACCUGCAUGAUCUUUGUUUAGAAAAGCCAUAUUUCUGAGAGGAUUUAAAGAUGGCUGCCCCAUACAGCAAGGGCAGGAGAGGCACCAAAGUAUGGUUCUUAUUUAUUAUGUAAUAAUGUACACAAGCUAUAAUACAUGUUAGCUUUUAUUUUAAGUAAUAAUACAUAUUUAUAAUAAUUUUCCUUUAAAAAGUGACAUCUCAAAACUCAACGCCUACUAAUAUCCACUAGAUGUCACUUUUCUAUCAUCAUAAUAUAGCUUUUUGACUUUUACAUGAAUUUAUCAGUGGGAGAAUAUAUUGAUCGCCAAAUAUAUUUUUGGUUUUCUGGUUCUCUCACUGCUGUUCUAAUCGUUACUUCCAGAUCAGACCAUGGUGGAUUACUGCGACCUCUGCAUGUUUACUGAGGCGUGAGGUGGUUGUACUGUUGUAUUUCAUAAAUGGCUCAAAAUAAAAUGCAGUCUUACAGAGUUGUGCACUAAAGUGAGGCAUGCUGGGAAUAUAAAAUUAAUUCAAAGGGAAUUUCAAAUAUAAGGCCAAAAUAUCCACGCUGAACAAAUAAUAAUUUCUAAAUCUGCUCUUUUGGCUUACAUUUUAGAAUUUAAUUCGAAUUCACUUUGAAUUCCCAUGGAAAAAUUAAAAAAAAUAUAUCAAGAAAAAUAAACGAUUGAAUGAAGUAAUGUGUAAAAGAAGUUGCUUUAAAAAAAUUGGGAUUAAAUUAGAGGGAAACUCCAGUGCUAGGAAAACAAUCCAUUUUCCUGGUACUGCAGGUUCGCUCUCCCUCCCACCCUCCAAUCCCCGGUUGCUGAAGGGGUGAAAACAUACCUGAGGCAGCGACGAUGUCCUACGCCGCCGCUCCUCCUCUGCAUUGCGUUGGCCGGUGGGCGAGACUGAUCCCGCCCACUGGCCGGAUCAGUCUUGCACACUUGCAGGGUUAAGAGUAGUGGGAGUUGGCACCCAGACCACUCCAAUGGGCAGAAGUGGUCUGGAUGCCUGGAGUGUUCCUUUAAAGAAAAAGAAAGGGGGUGGGCGUGGCGUGCCAUUCUGAAUUAUAAAGUACACAUAUAUAGCUAUUUUGAAGUGGAGAGCCCAAGAUAUGUACAGGCAUUAAACUAAAAAGGGACACUAUAGUCAUCAAAACAACUUUAGCUUAAUGAUGCAGUUUUGGUGUAUAGAUCAUGCCCCUACAGCAGGCAUAGGCAACCUUCGGCACUUCCGAUGUUUUGGACUACACCUCCCAUGAUCCUUUGCCAGCAUUAUGAGUGUAAAAGCAUUAUGGGGGAUGUAGUCCACAACAUCUGGAGUGCCGAAGGUUGCCUAUCCCUGCUCUACAGUCUCACUGCUCAAUUCUCUUGCCAUUUAGGUGUUACAUCGCUUUGCUUAUGCAGCCUUAGGCACACCUCCCUGCAUGUGGCUUACGCAGCCUUCCUAAACACUUCCAGUAAAGAGUCAUCUAAUGCUUACACUUCCUUUAUUGCAAAUUCUGUUUAAUUAAGAAUUCUUAUCUCUUACUAGACCCCACAGGAGCCUCCUGUAUGUAAGUAAAGCUCAAUUUACAGAGCAAGAGAUAAAGUAAGUUACAGCUGAUUGAAAAUUAAACCAUUUUGUUUUCAUGUAGGCUGUCAGUCACAGUGAGAGAAGAUGUGGCUAAGGCUGCAUAAACAGAAACAAAAGUCAUUUAACUCCUAAAUGGCAGUGGAUUGAGCAGUGAAACGUCAGAAGCAUGAUUUGUACAUCAAAACUGGUUCAUUAAGCUAAAGUUGUUUAGGUGACUAUAGUGUCCAUUUAACAAGAGAUUCAGAGUUUAUGGUUAUUAUCUAGAGUGAUAAUUGCUGAGAAAUAAAGGAGAAUUGAAGAUUAUGCUAGCUUUAGUGUACUAAUAAUCUUAAUUUUAAUAAGGACAGGAGGCGAGUAUUUUGCAUUAACUCUCUUUACUAAACUCCACAGCAGUAAAGAAAACGUAAAGAGUAACAAAUAAAUCACUGAGCAGCAUAGUAUAUAAGGGUCAUGCUGCCUGUACACUUCCUCUUUCUUAAAGCGACAUCCAAGUCCAGAUAGAGCUCGAACAUCCAGAAACUCAACGAAACGGUAACUGCGGUCUCUGGCGAGCGGAACUUGAGGAGGCUCCUGGUAACGAGAUAGGAGGAGAGACCAAACGAAGCCGUCAUCCCAUCUUACGGAGUCGUGAGGUUAACGAACCAGCGACCAGUGGAGGUCCUGAAGAGGGUUACACUGAAAGGAGAGUAUAAAAUCGGUUAGGUACUGAACCGUAACUGUUCACGUCUGUGGGCUUUAACAGAAUGGUGUAAAUUAAACAGUACAGACAGAUUGUAAGCUGGCCAUAGGCUAAAUAUGUGUAGGUGUAAGCAUGUUGUACAACUAAACUGUCCGUCUAGGUGGAAACACUGGGAAUAGAGAUGGAAGGGAUACCGAAUAUGUCCAGAAGAUAGUGGAACCACUAAUAUGAAUCCCAAAAUCCAUCACCUUAAGAUCCACUCCCCCGAGGAGUCAGGGUAGGGAACAAAAGGGAGGGAAAAUACUCGCCUCCUGUCCUUAUUAAAAUUAAGAUUAUUAGUACACUAAAGCUAGCAUAAUCUUCAAUUUUAUAACAUGACAGGAGGCUUCCUAUUUUGCAAUUUUAACGCUGAAGAAGUGACAACCCAGCAGAAGGGGGAGUGCGAAAAUAAAAUGUACGGAAAGUGGAUUCCCUAGACCAGUCCGCCGUUCUGAGAAUAUCCGAGAGGGACGCCCCUGCCAGGAAGGCUGAUGAAGCCGCCGCACCGCGAACGGAGUGGGCGCCGAAGCGGGGUCUAUACCUGCGAGGGAAAGGAUCCAGCGGAUCCAUCGGGCCAAGGUGGUGACCGAGACUGGGGCGUGAGGGCGCACGUAGGAGACUAAGAGUUGGCCCGACGUAGAGGACCGGAGCGAGGAGGUAACCGAAACAUACCUGCGGAGGGUGGACACGACGCAAAGCUGCGGGUCGUCGGGAAAAAAUGGGUAAAAGACCGAGGUCGAACCCGACUUAGUGCGACGGGAAAUGUGAAACGUGACCCCUUCAGGGGCCACUUCGAAAGCGUCCACGUCGAAGGCCCGAACGUCCGAAACCCGUCGGAAAGAUACGAGACAGAGGAGGAAAGCGCACUUAGCGGAUAGUUGGCGUAGGGAGAGGCGGUCAUUCGGAAGCCAAUCCCUGAAGAAGCGGAGAACCAGUCCCACAUCCCAUAGGUGAGGGUAUCUGGGGGCGGGGGACGGCGGAGCCGCAUACCGCGGAGUAGACGGCAGACCAGAGGGUCUUUGCCGACCGGGAGAUCCCCGACGGGGGUGUGAGCCGCCGAAAUCGCGGAGCGCACGACGUUGACCGAAUGGUAAGAGCGGCCAGAUGAAAACAAGGAGGAGAGAAAAUUAAGAAUCAUGGGAAUAGGUGCUGUAAAGGGAUCGGAGUCCCGUUCCAUGCACCAAGUAGACCAGGAGGCCCAAGCUGAAAGGUAACAGCGUCUAGUUCCCGGGGCCCAUGAGUCCCAUAAGAGGUCCCUAGCAGCCUGCGAUAGUCCGCUGACUCGCCAGGAACCCCGGAAAGAGACCAAGCCACCAGGGGUAGCCGGUCUUCCAGGAGUAGUGGGUGGAGAUGCCCUUUGGGAUCCGUGAGUAGGUCCGGGAAGGAUGGUAGGAGAAGAGGGUCCCUGUAGGAGGAGGCCAGGAGGUCCGGGAACCAUGGUUGGCUCUGCCACAAGGGCGCUAUGACAACCAGUUUGAUCUGUUGCGUCCGUAUCUGGUGUAGUGUUCUCGCAAUCAUGGAGAAUGGGGGAAAAGCGUAGGCUCCUGUCGACGGCCAUUGUUGGAGAAAUGCGUCUGUCGCCUUGCUCUCCGGGUCCGGGAGCCAGCUGAAGAACUCCGGGGUCUGGUGAUUGUUGCGAGAGGCAAACAGAUCCAGGUGAAAGGGACCCCUCCGGGCUGCAAGGGCCCUGAAGAUUCUCGUGUUUAGCUUCCAGUCGCUGACGUCUCUCCAGUGGCGAGAGAACCAGUCGGCUGUGAGAUUGAUUUCUCCUGGCAAGUAUUCUGCCUGUAGCGUGAUGUUGCGAGGGAGGCAAUAGUCGAAAAUGCCUUUCGUGAUAUCCGACAGCAGGCGAGAGCGAGCGCCUCCCAGGCGGUUGAUGUACUGGACUGCGGAUACAUUGUCCAUGCGCAGGAGGAUGCAGCAGUUGGAUCUUUCCCGGGCCAAGCUGCGAAUCGCGAAGGAUCCUGCCAGGAGUUCGAGGCAAUUGAUGUGCAUGGAGAGCUCCUGCGCCGUCCAUGUUCCCCCCGUGGAGAUGGUUCCGUUGGUGGCACCCCAUCCCCACAGGCUGGCGUCUGAUUCCAGUACGAAGUCUGGAGCGUCUCCGAAUAUGGCCCUGCCGUUCCAGGCUUGCAUGCUGUCCAGCCACCAUGAUAGUUCCUCGCGAACCUCCAUCGUCACCAGGACGGGUUGGUCGUAAGUGGGCCUGCGGCGUAGGUAUUUCGCCUUGAGACGUUGCAUGGCCCUGUAGUGGAGGGGACCCGGAAAUAUGGCCUGAAUGGAAGCCGAGAGGAGUCCUACAAUCCUGGCCGGAUUGCGUAGUGGAAUGGAAUCGAGACGGAGAACCCUGCGAAUCUCCUUGCGAAUGGCUGUGAUCUUUGAGGCUGGUAGCCUCAGAGUGCAUGUCGUCGAGUCGAUCUCGAAGCCGAGGAAUUGUAUCGUCUGGGUAGGGGUCAGCUCCGAUUUCUGUUGGUUUACGAUAAAACCCAAGGACUCCAGUAGGGAUACUGCCAGGUGAGUGUGUUGGCGUAGUCUGUGUUCGUCGGCGCAGAAGAUGAGGAGAUCGUCUAAGUAGAUGAUGCAUCGAAUGCCCCUUGAUCUUAGGUGGGCCACCACUGGUUUUAGGAGUUUGGUGAAGCACCAUGGGGCUGAGCUGAGCCCGAAAGGGAGGCAAGUGAAUUGCCAAGGGCGUCCGUGCCAGAGGAAGCGAAGGAGUGCUCGACAGUCCGGGUGCACCGGGACUGACAGAUACGCGUCCUUUAGAUCGAGCCUGGUGAACCAGUCGUUGCUUCGAAGAAGGUCUCGCAGGAGGUGGAUGCCUUCCAUUUUGAAGUGGCGGUAGACCACAUAUGCGUUGAGGGCGCGUAGAUUGAUGACGGGCGGUAUUCUCCCGAUUUUUUCCGAACCAGGAAGAUGUUGCUGAAGUAGCCACCCCCGUCGCGGGCCGGCUGGAUAGCCCCUUUGUCUCGGAGCUCGCGUAGCUCCGUGUUGACGAGGUUGUGGUCGGAGGAUGACAUGUGGAUGGGGCGAGGGGGCUGAACCUGAAAGGGGGUCCCCACUAGGUCUAUGGUAUAUCCCUGUACAGUUUGUAGGAUCCAUGUGUCUGAGCAUAGGGCGGCCCAAUUCUGGAAAGAAAGGGAAAUACGGCCCGCAGUGCGGGUACAUGGUAACAGUGGAGGAAUAUGGGUCCUUACCUGCGGUAAAGCGGGAACGUCCGCGUCCGCGACCUCUAUCCGAGCCUCUGGAAAAGGGUUGCUGCCGGUAGUCUCUUGUCGGGUAAAAUGGUGUUGGUUGGGUGCGGGGGCCUGAAGGCCAAAAUCGGCUGGCGGCACGGCCCCGUUGCCGGCCAGCCCUUCCAAAAACCCCUCUGGUAGGGUUGCUUCUGAAAACUCUGUGCAUUGAGGACUGCGCUUUAUUAAGGGAGGUGAACACGUUUACGUGUUUGUUGAGUUCCUUGAGGAACGGUUCACCAAAUAGUUUCCCUUGUGCCUGGGGCCCAAUCUCCUUUGUGCCAAGGUCUGCCAAUUUGCCGUUAAUACGGUACAACGCUGCUUUUCUUCUCUCCGAAGAGAGCGUAACAUUAGUGUUUCCGAUGAAACAAAAACACCGUUGUGCCCACUCACGAAUAUCAUGUGCCCAUUCCCUGAUGUCCUCAGCGGAGAAGGAAUCGGCUUUGUGUAGGCAUCAUCAGCCAGAUACAUAAUGCGAGCCAGGGGGCCGACAGAAUCCAGCAGGUUAUCUUGGGCGCCCCAUAGGCCUUUCUCCACCCCUCGGCGAGGGUCUCUACCACUGCGCGUCAUGAAGGUUGACAUAACCUUGUCGAAUUCCGGGGUCUGAGCGACCUUAUCCGGCAGGGAAGGGCGUGGGCAUUCAGACCUGAGACGGCUGCGGACCUCUUUCUCCAGAGGUUUGCGGAGCCACAGGUGCAUAAACCUUGAAAGGUGUUCUGGAGGCGACCAUUCACCUGAUCUGGGGUGCCGAAUGUUGCGGGGGUCGAACAUCACCUGGCCUGAGGGGUCCAAGAUGGCGUCUGAAUCAAGAGGAGGCUCUGCGUCCGCAGUGUCCUCUGCAUCUCCUCUCUGGGCCGCACCCAGUAGGGUCUCUCGCAUGAAAGCGGAGACCGAUUUCUCGUCCGAGCCCCAUGCGUCGUAGUCCGAGUCAGAGGCGUCAGCUUGCCAUUCAUCCAGCACUGACAUGGACUGUGCGUCCUGCUCUUCGUCUGAAGAGUACUCCUGACGCGGGGCCGGGGUGUGUAAUUUGGCAGACUUGCGCUUGGCAGGUGCCUUACCCUUAGGCGGUUUGGGUGUGUAGUCUUCGCCUUUGUCAUGGCGUUUUUUAGGGUGGGAAUCCUCCCGUGCCUGGUGGUCGGACAACUCAGAAUCCGAUUCGUGGCGUGGACGUCUGCGUUUAGGUACGUCAGGAGCCGAAGCUCGGGCCUUGGAGAGUGCCUUCUCCACAGAGGCAGCGACAGCUGCGUUAAUCAUGGCCUGGAAGUCCACAGGGACGUUCUGGGAAUCUUCCAUGUUAGGGUAGGCUUAUAGGUCACUGAGAGGCACAGCAAUGAAUGGGCACCCAGGUCUUGAUAGUAGGCGUAGGGUCAGAUUUGGAAGUAUGGUGGGAACAAGCCCAGAAUAACCCCAGCAGGGUAUAGUAGUGACCUUAUAAACUGGGGCUCACCCAGUUAGAGAGAACUGCAACAGCUAGUCUCCCAGUAAGCAGCGUCUUUAUAGUGGGGGCUCACCCCGGUUGCACAGGGUUGGUACCCUUAAGUGCAGGCCACAAUAAUAAUAAACAGGCAGCAGCACUGACCUGACUGACCCAGCCACAGUAUAGCUUGAUAGAAGCAGAUGAGGCACAGAGACUGAGUAGCAGGUUGAAAGCAGCAGAUGGAGUGCAGGAGCAGGUAAUCCUUCAGUCACAGGGGUGUCAGACACAAAAGGUGUGAAAACAGCAGCUUAGGAGGUAACAGCAAGUUAACACAGCCCCUAAUGAGAUGCACGAGGCAAAACUAAGAUGGCCGCGAGAAUCUCGCGAUGUCCGCGAUCCAAAAUGGCGGCCGCGAGGUAGGCCGCAAGCCGGGGACUAAAUUUUUGAGCCCGGCCGCGGGCGGAAGUGGGCCGGCGCGAAAACGGCCGCGAACAAAACCGGCCGCAAGGAGGAAGUCCAGGAGGGCACUCCAGGGUAGGGGGGCAGAGGGGGGACCUGGGGAGACCAAGGGGAAGCCCAGGGAGGGCCCCAAGAGGCACAGAGGGGCAGAAGGAGGCAGGAAAAACCCACAGAAAGCCUCUAGUCCCCCAGCCCUGGUAUAGAACCAAGAAAUAGAAGGAAAGGCUAAAACAAUGAUGAUAAAGUAUGUUGAAAUAGCAAGGAAUAAACAAGUAUGACAAUAAAUGAAUAACAAGUAAUGACAAUAAAUGUAUAAAGCUCCAGGGGAGCAAAUAUUCUGACCUGUCUGCGAUGGAGCAGUAAAGAAAGAGGAAGUGUACAGGCAGCAUGACCCUUAUAUACUAUGCUGCUCAGUGAUUUAUUUGUUACUCUUUACGUUUUUCUUUACUGCUGUGGAGUUUAGUAAAGAGAGUUAAUGCAAAAUAGGAAGCCUCCUGUCAUGUUAUAAAAUUCAAAGUUUGUUUCAAACGUAGGGCAAAGAUAUCUAAACGGAACAUUUACAUUUUAAAAUUCAGUUUGAGUUCACCUUAAAUUGCUGGCAAUCUUUGCUUUUGUGAAUUAUUAUCAUUGUUAUUGCCAUUUAUAUAGCGUCAACAGAUUCCAAAGCGCUUUACAAUGUUAAUUAUCCUGUAAGUGCGUUCAUCGGUAAAGAAAAACUCCUAGUAGAAAACAUACUGGAUGAAUGCACCAGCCUACAGCUUAAAGUUACAAACAUAAAACCCCAAAGAACAGACAAAAAUUCCAUCCAAUGUGUUAUGACAAGGUUUGGGCCAAGUCAAAAACUAUUUCAUAACAUUGAUUGAUACCUUUCUCACCUAUUUCAGAUUUGUACUAAUACUCUCUAAAGUUUCCCCCACCCUCUAGACACAUAUUAACAAAGCCUUACAAACUCAUUAAGCUUAUUUAUCCUUUCACCUCACAAUAACGUUUAGUAUUGAAACUGCCUACUCCCUUUCCAGUCAAAGUAAAAAAUUAAUAAACAGUACCCCUAUCUGGGAAAAUCAUGUGGACAAAACUAAUGUUCCCAAGUGCCUGGGCAGUAAACCAGGCAAAAAUAUAUCCAGAAAUAUACAUAUUCACACUUACAAACAUACACAUGUUUUCACAAACAAACACAAGGAAAUUCACCCUAUAGAUUUAUACUACACAUUACACACUCAUUUACAUGAAAAUACUAUCAAUUCACUUGUAGACAUAUUAAAAUAGGCAUCUUGAGUUGGUCUUAUAUAUGCAUUUAAUUCAUAACAAGAUGGUUUUUACAUAUACCUACAAGUUCAGUAUCUAAAUUCACAUGAAAAGAUUUUAUAUUUAGAUAUAGAGCUCAAUUUAAAAUUCUGGUGCUUGCUUACAAGUCCCUACAUAAUGCUGCUCCAACCUACCUAUCCUCCCUAAUACACAAGUAUGUCCCGUCAAGGCCCCUACGCUCUGCCAAAGACCUACGUAUAUCCUCUGUCCGUACUCUUACCUCUAAUGCUCACCUCCAAGACUUCUCCAGGGCUGCACCUCCUCUGUGGAACUCCCUUCCCUUCUUCUUAAGACUUUCACCCAGUCUCCACUCAUCAUUGAAACUCACUUCUUCAAGAAAGCAUAUCAAUUAAACUGUUAGCAGGUUUUUAUCCCCCACCCCCCAUGACUCCUCUCCUGCAACUGUCAAAAUGACCUAAUAAGACCUUAGUGAAUACUUUUCUAACAACCUCUCGAGGUCUGCACUGUUCCUGUGGAACUCGCUUCCCUCCUCCGUUAGAUGCUCACCCAGUCUCCACUCCUUCAAAAAAUUGUUAAAAACCCACUUCUUCAUAAAAGUGUAUCAAUUAAACUGUUAAUAGCUCCUGACUGAUUCCUCUUCUGCAACUGUCACUAGUCUAAUACUAUCCUUACCUUUUUGUGUCAUUCUACCCCACUCCCUCUAGAAUGUAAGCUCAUUGAGCAGAGCCCUCCACCUCUCUGUUCCUGUACAUCCAGUUGUCUGGUUACAAUUACAUGUCUGUUAGUCCACCCAUUGUACAGCGCUACGGAAUCUGAUGGCGCUAUAUAAAUAAUAAAAUAAUUAUAAUAAAUCAUAAAUGCUGGCAUGUCCAGUUUAUAUGCACGGUACAUGGUUUUCUGUUUUCAACAAUAAUUUAUAUAUCUAUAAUUUCCAGUUGAUAUUGGUCAUGAAGAUAUAGGUUUAUACCUGAGGGGGAAUUCAGCGCUAGUAGUUUACUGGCACAGUUCAAGAGGCAGCUCAAUCACCGAAUCUGGGGUCUCUCUUGUCCGGUGGGGAAAAAUUUCAAAAAAACAGGGUGUGAUGAUAUGUCAUUUUGUUUGUGACAUCGCUAAUGUUAAUUGAUUAACUGUACUGUUCUACCUUAAAUACUUAAUGUGUUGGUUCACUUAAAAUCUUGUCAUGUAACCUGGAACAGGAAAUAGGUCACAGGUUAUAGUUCAGUUAUGAAGGAGAGAAUGACAAUAAAGAGAUCCUGGUUAAGCUCCUGAAUCCUCUCUCAGUAUUUUAUGUCAAUACAACACAAGAAGGGUGGUGUAGGGCCAAAUAUGUCCUUAAGAAUAUGUAGAAUAAUAGAGAUAACACUAAUAGUGCAGUAUGUCACAUACAAUGGGAAAAGGGUGAUAAAAAUAAUUUACUCACGCUUUUUGGGAGCUUAGGUGCAGCUCCAACUUUUGCGCUUGGGCGGAAUGAUCCCCGCCUAGGGAUAUAAUGUGGUCAUGGGUCUGUGAAUAAUCCUUCUUUCAGUUGAUUUCCUCGUCAGUAUAUACAAGGGAAAAAAACUGAAGACGAUAUAACGUAGUAUGUCAGACCAAAGUAUAAAAUCAUAUAAGAAAUAUGCACUCACAUAUUUUGGAGCCAGACCGUCGGCUCCCCAAAUAGAGGGUGGAGUGGUAUAAUCCCCACUGUAAGGAUAUAAACAGUGGUGGUAUUUCUCUGUAUAUAAAUGUAAAAAAGAAGAAAAACACAAUUCUGUAUAACUUUGAUGUUGGAGUGAAAAUAUUAAAUAUAUAAAAGCCGUACUCACAUGUAGUGGAGCAAAGUUAGGUUUGCUCAAUCUAAAAGGUGUAGGUGGUUUUGUGUCUCCACCAAGGAUCUGGGUGUUCACGAACCCAGCAGCAAUCAGUAUGGUCCGAUAAAAAAGUACUUUUUAUUUAUAAAAACAAAAGUAUGUAUCAAUAAAAAAAUAUAAUAAAAUAAACUGGCAAAAAAUAGUAUAAAAUAUACUUGUAAAAUACACUAACAUGUUUUAAUAACAAACUGGCUUUAUCAAUAAUGUUGAUAAGUUUGCUGCCUUAGUGCUGCCAGUGGGCUGUAGUGGUUAUGGUACUUGGAGUGUUCCUUUAAGGGCAGGGCCAUUCCUAUGGAAUGUCCAAUUUGACUCUUCCUAGCCUCCAAUCCUUUAAGAAGUCACUUAAAUUGUGUCUCUAUAAGAAAGCUUAUCACUCUUCUGAGUAACCUCUCUCAUUACAGUCCUCAUGGGCCUCGACAUCAAAUAUGUGCUUCCACAGUCCGUUACAUUGUCUCACAUUGCAGUCUAUCAGGGUUAUUCACUGUGAUGAACUGAACCUCGUCACGGGUUCUUGGAGGGGCCUGCUGGCCAAGCUUUUGCCUCAGGACUAUGGGCCCUGCAAUAUACCUUGCCCAAUGCACUUUAAAAGGCUCUGUUCAUGUGAGUUAUGUACUUUUGUACUCCAGACAGAGAGACCGACCGUUAGUCCUGAUUCCCUGGAACUGUUUUGGGAAUAGAACCAUGUGCACGGUCGGGCAAAAAUAAGACUUCCAGGAAAUUCCUGAACCCCUGAACUGAUCUGGGUGAUUUUUGGAUAUGUUGGUCACCCAGACCAGGGCUAUCAGGGCAUGUAACUUUUGUGGGGGUUUCCAUGUGUUUUGGGGGUACUUUUGGGAUGUUAUUAAAAUGUAUGUUUUCUGUGCUUGGAGAUAAUUGAGUUUAGUACAGUUCCUGACUCAAUUAUCUUACAGGCACAGGGUAGGGAUUAUCUGAUUUUGUAUGGGAGUGUCCUGGACCUGAGAGCCAAUGCGAUUGUGUAUGUUUUUCUCCUGUGGUUUACUCUCAGGUCCAGGGGGGAGUGCUUUUUGCAUGGGGACUGUCAUAAAAGGCCAUUUGUGGCUUCCAUUAAAGGGAGAUUCGUUUUACCCUUCAUGAAGUCUAGGCUCAUGUUUGGGGGAUUGGAGAGCUAUAUUCACACUCUGGGGAUUGCUGUAAUCACUAUACUGCCUUGGAUCAGAACACUUGCUCUUAUAAGAGCUGGUCUUGGGUCCAGGGUGGGUGGAAGACAGCGAGACCCCAACCAAGCUGCGGCAGUUUGUGGGGUUUACAGUGGUUAUGGUGUUCCAGUGCAGUGCUUAUGGUGCUUGCAAGUACUAGGAAGCAGCGAUUGAUGGAGGUACCCGGUCGGGGUGCCCGGCGGUCCGUCACAUUCACUAAAGUGAGAACUAAAUUCAAAGUAAAUUUUAAAUUAAAGGUCAACAUAGUUAAACAGGAAAAAUUCAAUUCAGCUGCUUUGUCUUUAAAUUUGAAAUUCACAGUUUCAAUUCUCUUUGAAUUAUCACUUUAGUAAAUAACCCUGCACAACACUUUUACAAGUUUAGCUAGACUAGCAUAAAACCAGCUCUCCUCCACUCUGACACAUUAUUCUUCCUCAUGUAUUUCCUUCAGUCCCAUUGCUCUUGGAAUGAAGGUUCGUUUGAGUAGGGUUGUCUUCACUUGUGUCUGUCAACAUUAUUUUAUCUCUUAAUUAUUUGCUGCUCCAUAUCCCAAGUGUAUAACAGUAAAGAGCAGCGGAAUAUGAUGGUGCUGUAUAUAUAAUAAAUAUAAUAGUUGUAUUUGAAUUAGUUUUGGGGGGAAAGAAAGGGCAAGUGAGAAUUCUGUGUCUAUUGGCAACAGAGAUGUAAAUCCAAGAGGUGAUAUGGAGAGACAGAGGGAGUUCCACGGAGGAGGUGGAAGUGACACUGAGAGAGGUGGAUGUCAAAUAGACUGAAAUAGUGGCAGAAGAAGAGCAUGGCAAAGAGGACAGGAAGAGUUAUGGAGAGUGACAUUGAGUAAUAAAGGUAGAAAAGGAGAGUGAAAUUACAUAGCUUUUCUGACUUGUAGAGUAAGUACCGACUGAUCCUUAGAUUGAUAGACUAAUACUACAACUAAGAGAGUGUAGAUCCAGAAGUAAAAGAAGCCGAGACUGACACUAGAAAAAAGAGAUCAAAUGGAAAAAAAGAAAUAUCCAGGUAAACCUGAGGUUUCUUCUCUGAGGUUUCUUCUAACAGGCAAUCUUUGUUUGAAACAAGGAAGUGGAGACAAUGUUUCAGCUCCUCUCUGAGCCUUUAUCAAGGCUCAGAGAGCCUUUUACUCUUGCUUUUUUUGCAAACCGCUAGAAAAAAACAGAGACACGGACUGUUACAAAGCACAAGAGCUGCUAUCACUCUUUGUCUUGUCAUUAAUAGGGAUAAGUUGUGGCAGUCUUAUACCCCACAACAUCGGCAUCCCUUGAAGCAAAAUGCCAGUAUGUGGGGUAAAAAGGCCUAUCACCAGUGAUGCGUAUCAUUUCACUGGUGCUGCCCAAAUGAGAUCGGAUCUGUCCAAAAAAUGUUCAGGUCAACCUGACAUAAAUGCCAGGCUGUCCUACAAAGGUGGACCAUAGAGAGAGUACAGUUUCAUUGCUCUCUGCAGAGUCCAAGUGCUCUGAGCUUAGCGCAAAUAACGCACUCAUCUUACACUUUUAGGGGACUGUUAACUGGUAUCCCCAAAAGUGGGACACCAAGUAACAAAGUUGGGAUGGCAGGACAAGGACCAUGAAAUUGAGACUCUCCCACCUAAAUCAAGAUUGUCGGGAGGUGCAGAGUUUGGCGAGCUAUAUCAUAUGGAAUUAGCAGUCAUAAAUUAAAUUUAGCAUUUAAAGAGAUUGCAGUGAUGUUGCAAGAGUCAUUCAGCAUGGUCAUUUUGUUUAUAUUUCACUUGGUUGCUCUGCUUCAAAAGGUGCAUUUUUUGUUUUACAUUUCUAAAUGUUGGACAUCUAUGGGUUAUGACAGUCAAGUAUCUAUGUUGUAACUUAUAGCAAGCAACUCAAUCUCCUAUUCUGCUGUUGUAGUGUAUGUCUCUGUCAAUCUCUCCCCUUUUUCAGUCACUGUCACUGUACUCUGCUUUUCAGUCCUCUGUUUUACCGAACACAAAUAUAUACAUUGUCUGUUUGAAAGGCCAGACUAUUUUCCAGUGUUUAGGGUAGGUAAGUGGAAAUAUAUUAUUCAAAAUGUUUGAAAAAUUAAUGUGGUGAUCAGGUAGUCUGAGAAAUAAAGGCUUGUGGGAAUCUGCAAAUCUUCAAUAUUGGUCACAAAACCAUAGCAACAUUCCUUCUUGAAAUUGAUGUUACCAGGACACUGAGCUUUUUUUACAUACAUAAAAAAGGUGAUGUACAUAUAUAUCUAUAUAAAAACUUAAAAGUAACGGCCAGCUGUAGCUCAUCCUCAGAGGUAUCACAGACACAACCUAAUUCAACAACAUAACCUUUCUCGCAGAGAAGGACUCUUGCAGACACACUUUUAGGCAAUCUGUCAGCCUUUUACAAGCAGCUAGAGGGUUAAAUAAAAGCUCAGCGGUGUGAUGGUUAACCAUGUAAAGAUUGGCAAGCAUUUGCAAGCCAGCACCCAUAUUUAAAAAAUAAAUAAAAUAAAAAAAGGACGUGGGGGUCAAUAUGGCUCCCAUAUUACUUUAAGGGAGUGUGACGAGACCAAUCUCGCCACUGUGCAUUGGAGGAGCCUGGUUGCCUGCCUGCUGCCUUUUGACUAUGGACCGGCAUUUAAAUAUCCUAUUUUCCUAUGCAGAAAGGUCUAUUCAUGUUUUCUGCCCUGGCGUUCGGUAGAUUCUCGGAUUUACUGAAUGAACUCAUAUAACCCAGAUAGCUAUGCCAUGGAGCCUAUUCAUGUAAUAAAAGACUUUGGCUCCAUGGCAAUUGAACUGUAUGUGUUUGUGGUCUGAGCGCCAUUCAGUAUUGUGCGCUCAGACCUAAGCUAUCUGGACAUAUGUUGCAUGUCUGUAUUUUAUGUCAUAAAUGUAACCUUUUGUAUUUUAUUGUAUUUUACUGUCUUUUUGCUGCCAUGUGUUCAAUGGAGUUUUGCCUCUGUCUUUGGAGAUAAUUUGAUUACUUCCCAAUUAUCUCCAGGAUAGAAGACUCUGUGGAACUGGUUUUGGGCAGAAAAGCCAUGCUUCCUGUGGUCACAAAGGACUACGAUCUAUCUUUUGAACCACUGGACCAAUUUGUAUGAUUUUGACGUAUGUUUGUAUUUGGAGUAUGCUGAUUCUGAAAAUGUAAGUGUGAAUGUGAUGCAUACUUUUCAAGUUAUGAAUAAUGUGAACAUUUUUUAUUUCUCUGCAUGUGCUAAAUUACAUUACCCAUUGUGUAAGGUAAUUGAAUCACAAGCAGAGGGGAGGAAUUUGUGUGGGAGUGUCUGAGUUUAUUGUAUGUGUUUAUUGGCUGUGUUCCAAAACCCUGUGGGUGGUACUAAUGUGUAAGAAUGUGUACAUAAGCACAAUAAACCCACAGCUCUGACUGUUCACUGCUUGACCCUCAACACGGAGCCUUGUCUCGUUCUUGGGGGGAUUUACUGUAUGCUGUUCCAGUUUGACUGCUAGGAGUGUAAACCUAUUCGUAUGGUUUUACCUAUUCGGCUGUUUACAGCAUUCGUAUGGUUUCCUGUUCGGCGGAUUGGUGUUCUGCAGGAGCUGUGCCUGUGUCUCUGGAAGGGGAAGAUCUACUAACCCUUUUAUGCUGAGGGUGCCGUUACAGGGAGGUUCUAUAAACUUAUCUUAUGUUGUGGGGGCAUUUCUACUAAACAGUGUGCAGUCAGUGGCUGAUUGUGUGUGUUUAGUCGUUCAGUCGUUUCCGACUCUCCGUGAUGGACCAUAGUACGCCAGGUAUAUCUGUCAGUCACUGCCUCUCUGAGCUCCAACAUGUUCAUGGCUUCAGUGACCUCAUCUAUCCAUCUCUGUCGUCCCCUUCUUCGUGUGCCUUCAAUCUUUCCCAGCAUCAAAGAAUCCUGCCUUCUCAUUAUAUGGCCAAAAUAUUUGAGCUUCAGACUCAUGAUCAUAGCUUUCAGUGAACAGUGUGUCUUGAUUCCUGUAUUACAGAUUUAUUGGAUCUUCUUGCAAUCCAAGGCAUUCUAAGCAGUUUUUUCCAACACCACAGUUCAAAGGCAUAAAUUCUACGACGCUCAGCCUUCUUUAUAGUCCAACUCUCACAUCUGUAUGUUACUACUGGGAAUACCAUAGUUCUGACUAGUUACAUAGUUACAUAGCUGAAAAGAGACUUGCGUCCAUCAAGUUCAGCCUUCCUCACAUAUGUUUUUGCUGUUGAUACAAAAGAAGGCCAAAAACGUAGUCUGAAGUGCCUCCAAUUUUACAACAAACUAGGAAAAAAUUUCUUCUUGACCCCAAAAUAGCAGUCAGAUGUCUCCUUAGAUCAAGCAGCUAUUAACUCACUAAUUAGAAAUUAUAUCCCUGUAUGUUAUGUUUUUGCAAGUAUUUAUCCAAUUUCAGUUUAAACAUCUGUAUGGACUCUGAUAAAAACACCUCUGCAGGCAGAGAAUUCCAUAUCCUUAUUGCUCUUACUGUAAAAAAAAAAACCUUUUCUUUGUCUUAGUUUAAAUCUAUUUUCUUCUAGCCUGAAUUGUGUCCUAUGGAUAGCCCUGUUUAUGAAUAGAUUUCCCCUCUGAGGCGAGAUUUUAAUUUGUAACCUUUCUUCGUAACUAAAAUACUCCAUUCCUUUCAUCAAUUUUGUAGCUUGUCUUUGCACUGAUAUCCUUCUGUAGAACAGGUGCCAAAAAUUGCACAGCAUAUUCAAGAUGUGGUCUUACCAGCAAUUUAUAAAGAGGCAAAAUUAUAUUUUCAUCCUGAGAAUUUAUACACCUAUUUAUACAUGAGAAUUCCUUACUGGCCUUAGCAAUUGCAGAUUGACAGUGCAUAUUGCUGCCUAAUUUGUUUAUAACAAUUCCCAAAUUCUUCUCUUGUGUGGUUAUCCAUAAUUCACUACCAUUUAGGGUGUAAGUUGCUUGUGCAUUCUUGACCCCGAAGUGCAUAACUUUGCAUUUCUCUACGUUAAAUUUCAUCUGCCAUUUUAGUGCCCAGUCCCCGAAACUAUCCAAAUCCCUCUGCAGCAAAGCAAUAUCCUGCUCACAUUUUAUUACUUUACAAAGUUUUGUGUCAUCUGCAAACACUGAAAUAUGGCUUUCAAUGCCUAUUUUAAGAUUAUUUGUAAAUAUGUUAAAUAGAGGCGGUUCCAAAACAAAACCCUGAGGGACACCACUUACCACUUUUGUCCAGCCUGAACAUUUACCCUUAACGACAACUCGUUGUACUCUAUCCUUAAGCCAAUGUUCUACCCAAGAACAAGAAUAAUCAUCUAGACCAAUUUCUUUUAGUUUGAAGACUAACCUAUUGUUAGGAACCGUAUCAAAUGCCUUGGCAAAAUCCAAGUAGAUCACAUCCACUGCUCAUCUAUACUUCUACUUACUUCUUUGUACAAUGCAAUUAGGUUAAUUUGACAUGACCUAUGUUUCAUAAAACCAUGCUGAUUAUUGCUAAAAACAAGGUUCUUCCCAAUGAAUUCCUGAAUAUUAUUUUCACAGUCACAGAAGUUAAGCUCACAGGUCUAUAAUUUCCAGGCAAGGAUUUUGAACCCUUUUUAAAUAUAGGAACAACAUCUGCCUUCGUCCAAUCCUCUGGUACAAUACCUGAAACAAAAGAAUCAUGAAAAGUCUGUCGGUCACCAGUUGUACUAUGCCCUUAGAAAAGUAUACCCCAUUGCCAGAGGACUGUACAUUAAUCAAUAUGGAUCUACCAGAAUACCUGAGGCAUAGACUUGUGACUCGAGAUCAUGAGAGCUAUGUGUGAAAAGAAGUGCUCUGUAGGGAAUCUUUCUUGUGCGAAGAAGUUGUAAGCUCAGUUGCAGAUCUGUUCACCAUGUGUGAGUACUCUUUGUGAGGUCUGGAAAUAUCGACAAUAAGGAGCCAUUCAAAGCUCAGUGGGGUUUUCCCAUGAAGACCUUAUCCUGGAGCGCUUGGAAGCGGAUAAAGAGAUCUGCUGAUGCCGACACCGGUGCCUCUGCUGGCUUCGGAAGCCAAAACAACCCAUCUAACUUCAUGUUUUUUGCCUGCUCAGGUAGCAGCAGGGUGACAAAUAGGCAUCUGAUGACGUGGGGUAAGUCAAAGAGGCCCACCGACUCGGGCACACCCCAGAACUUGAGGUUUUACCAUGUGUGCCACAGGUCCUCUAGUGCCUCAAACCUGUCGGAGAUAGCGGAUUGCUGGUGCUGGAGGUUUGCCACCUGUUGUUGCAUCACUGUUAAUUUUGUGUUGUGGAUGCUUUAGGAGGCCUCCAGCAGCAUUAUCUUAGAGGUGGCAUUCUCAAUGGUGCCCUUGUAGUAGGCCAUAUCGGACGCAAUGUUUUUGCAUAGAUCAGCCAGCAUUUGUUGGAGCAGGUCCGCUGUUACUGGGACCCCUGAUUCUGCAGAGGUCGUCCAUGAGUGCCAUCUCAUUCCAUGUGAUCUGUUGGGAACUCAGCAGCAGAUCACCUAUGUCCCUGCUGGAAGGCCCCUUGUCAGCUUUCUAUUUUUUAGUUUUGAUCUUAUAGAAUACUGGUUGUGAGGUGUGUGACCACAUACAACCCAUUUUUCAUCGGUGUAAACAUGUAGCUGUUAGCUGCCAUUAUUGUUUAAUUUUUGUUAUUUUUUCGUAGCUUUUUAAACGAUUUGGUUCUUUUUUAAAAAAUUUUUCCAUUCUGUGGCAAACCUAGCCACUUGGACUAUAUCAAGAGACUGUACCUUUAAGGGUUGCCUGUAUGUCGGUGGGGAUAUGUGUUCAACUAUGUACAAUGUAUGCUGGCUGUAAUACCUUGAAUUGCCUGUGUUUGCUAUCCGCCGAACGCAGAUAGCUAUUUGUAUUGGUUUUCCUUUCGUUUCACGAACGGCACUUUGGCGGGCCAUUCGUGAACCGAAAACACUACAGAUAAUAGCCCACACAAUUAGAGGCGUGUGGCGCUUGUUAACCGAUUGCAACAAUGUUGCAAUCGGUAAUUAGAGGCUCUCCUGGGUGGCCGCCGUUCGACUACCGACCAUGCGGCGGUCGGCCAUCUUGGAUCCUUUGUUCCCUCAGCGGUGUUAGGUCGUCGAGCGCAUGGUACUAAAAACGGCUACUCGACGGCGCGAACACCGCUGAGCCUCCAGGACGUUCGGGAGUUCCGGGCCGUUCGGUAUUUCAUUCCCUGGAAGGCAAUCGGUCUUUUUAAUAUGUUUCUCAAUAAAUGUGUUUUUCGUGCGGCGUUCGGUUGUUUUAGCUGGGAUCUGAGCGGUAAUCUCACGAAUGAUGCGCUCAGACCCCAGAACGUCCAUUCGUGCAAAUAGACUGCAUAUUCGAAAAGUUAUGUAUUUUAAUAUAAAUUGUCGGUUCUGCUGCACAGAGGGAUAAUCCACUUAACAGUAUAUUCCAGGAGGAGGAUCCCUCUCGUGCAGCAGUGCCUGAUGAGAGAAAUGCUUUGUACUGUAAGUCCCCCAUGUAGUCCCCUCUGGGAAUGUCCCUGGGAAGGGACUCAGGAAACCCCUUGCAUGGGGACUUGUAUAAAUUGUGAAGCUGAAUUAAAAGACCUCAGUUGACUCUCAGAACUGUGUUUCGUCCGGUUACUGGGAGAUUUGGGAUAUUGCCUUGUUGUUUCCAGCGCUUGACUGUGGAUUACUUCCUGAACCAGCGGAAUUCGUGGAUUUAAUAUUGGUGUUCCGCUACACAUUUGAAUAUUUUGUUGUUUUGUAAACAUAAUAUAGAAAGGGGAGAGGGGUACAGAAGGGAAAGGGGGAAGGGAGGAGGGGGUAAUCUGUCUCACAUACAUAUACCAUGAAGUUCAGUAGUAGCAAUAUGAACAAUAUACAACAAGCAUAUUAAAACACACACAGGUGUCUCAGAAGUGGGCUUCUGGGGAUCUAGAAAUUUACAAUCUAUGUACAGGGCGCCUGUAUAGGCGACUUUACGUCUUAAUAUAGCAUACCAUAAGCUAACAUAAUAAAACAACAUAACGGUGGUCCUGAUGGAACUCUGAGUUAUCGAUAUUCUGGGGUUUACUUACUAAGUUGUUUUGUUAUAUCCACUGUCGACUGCUUCAUCAUCAUUGGUUACAAUAGGUUAUUUGGUUACAGUAGAUUGUUUGUUUGAACCUGAUCUCCAUGAGCUCCACAAGUCCCAAGACUGCAGGAACAUCUUAGAAUGGGUGAAUAUAUAUGUAAAGCCCCUUUCACAAUUGUAUUGAGUGCCCAUGUCAGUAAGUAUAUCUAGGAGUUUAGGGUGGGGGGGGGAGGGAUUUCCACGCUCUCGCUAUCAUCCUCUGUGCAGUUAAGAUCUCAAGAAGUGACAAUUUUUGUUUACAUCUGGGCAUUGAGCUGUGCAAGUCCAGUAGUAAAUAUAUCCUAGCUUCCAGUUUAAAGGUAGUGUGCCUAAGUUCUGUGAUUAAGUCAUGAACGUCACGCCAAAAGUGAGCCAAUUGCCCACAAUCUCACCAUAUGUGGAGCAUGGUACCUUCCUCUAGGCCGCAUCUCCAACCAUUGGAGGGGGUAUUAGGAAAACAUUUUUUGCAAUUUGGGGGGGAACUAGAUACUACCUGUACAGUACUUUGCGUUCCUGCUCAGUUUGCAUUGAGGGUUUAAUUAGGCCUUUCAGGGAAUUAAUCAUCUUGUCCCAUUCUUUGGGAGUGAUGGAGCAGCGGAGAUCAGUCUCCUACUGUAUAGUAAGUUUCGUUUAGGAGAAGGGUUUACAAUCGAGAUCAUCUGAUAAGAUUUGGAGAUCGGUUUACAUUUAUAUGGUAGCAUUGCAUUGAUACACAUUUGUUCCCAUGCUGUAACUAAAGUAGAAGGUGCCACCUGUGGGUGUAUCUGAAGUGGGGCUUUCUUUAGAAAGGAUCUGAGUUGUAGGUAGGAGCAGGGAAUACUGAAGAGUUAAUGAUGCAAAAUCCAUCAUGUCUUGUGAGAGAUACAGGUGGUACAUAUGUGUAAUCCCUUUAUCUAGCCAAGACUUUGCAUAGUAUACAGAAUGUUAGAGCUUUAUUUGGGGUUGCUAAGGAGGUACCUCCUGUUCCACACAAUUUGUAUAUAUAUUUAUCCUACAUUUUUAGGAAUAGUUGAAUCUGCAGGGAGGUGGAGAGGGGUAUGGAUGGACGUGAAUGUUUCAGUAGCCACAUCAGACUGUUAAGUCAUAUGGGCCGAUCGUGUGUUCUUCUAGGUAUACCCAUUGCGGCUUAGAGUCGCGUAAUAAAAGAAGUAUGUUGGUGGCUAAUACCACAGCACGAUUACUUGGGACUACUAGCCCUCCCUUUUUAAAGGGCGCCUGCAACAGUUUUUGAGCUACUCUGGGUCUCUUUCCUAUUCAUAUAAACUUGUUCUGGUCUGUCAGUAUGGUCCUAAAAUAAGAGUGAGGAAGGGGUAACGGCAGUGUACGAAACAGAUAUUGUAAUCUGGGGAGGAUAGACAUUUUGAAUGUCACUAUAAAAUCAGACAAUGUUAGGAAGAGGGGUAACCAUUUCUGAAGUAGUUGGCGGAACUUAUUCCAUAUUUGAACAUAGUUGGCUGGGAAAAGGUCAGUGGGGUGUUUUGGUGACAGUCAAACCUAAAUAUUGGUUCUCCAAUCAAAUGUGUACUUUGACUUUAGUGAUGUCACCACAGCAGAUGGAAUCAGCAGAUGGAAUCCCAAUGGACAUUGCUUGAGUUUUACUGGAAUUGAGGGAGUAGUACGAUACUCUUCCAUAGCUAGCAAUAAUUUGGGUUAAUGCUGGAAGGGAUUCUUGGGGAUCAGUGAGGUACAGGAAAAUGUCAUCUGCAAAUGCGCUAAGUUUGAUUUGCUUGCCACCCACAGAAACUUUGUGGAUCAGUGGGUGGUCCCUGGUGCAUUGUAAUAGGGGUUCAAGAGCCAAUACAUAGAGGUGAGGGAAAAGGGGGCAUCCUUGCCUCGUUCCAUUGUGUAUGGGAAAUUGGGGGGGGGGAGAGAGGAAAUUUCCCUGUAUAACCCAUGCUUUAGGAAAUGAGUAUAGUGUAAAGAUCAGCAUGACAACCUGGGAGCGGAAACCAUAAAGCUCUAAUGAGGUCCCAGUUGAGGUGGUUGAACGCCUUUUCCACAUCUAGUGCCACAUAAUAGACCACCCCGGCCAGCUCCCGCAUCUGCUUGAGAACCAAGGACAGCUUUCUUGUGUUAUCGAGACCUUGUCUGUCGUCUACAAAACCUGUUUGGUCAUCGUGAAUAAAUUGUGGGAGCACAGGGCUCAACCUGUUGGCUAAGAUCUUUGCAUAAAUCUAAGCGUCCGUAUUGAGGAGUAAGAUAGGGCGGACAUUUUUACAGUUAUCUGGGAACUUGUCGGGUUUGCAUAUUGUAACAAUUGUAGCUACCAACAUUUCUGGUGGUAGAUUUCCCUUUUCUGUGGCUCAGUUAUGCACUUUAAACAAAUAAAAGUCAAGUAUAUCAGCACAUUUUUUAUAGUACUGGUUGGAAAAUCUGUCAGCUCCUGGUGAUUUGCCUAGGGUAGGUUGUGUAUCAAUGUGAGUAAUUCAUCUAGUGUUAUAGGUUGGAGUAGUUUGCUCUUUUGUUCUUCUCUAAGUUGGUGUAAUAAAACUGGGUCGAGAAAUCCAUCAAUAUCACUUGCUGUGGGUGUAUGGGUGUUCUUGUUUAAGUGUAGGUUAUAUAGGUUGGAGUAGCCAAUUUAGCCAAUUCUGUACUAAUCUCCUGGGGGGCCUAUACAGUCCCUCCCUCCUUCUCCGUGGAGCAAAGCAAUUCUGCGUUGUGCUUGUUUGGCCCUUAGUCUGGCCGCAAAGGCCUUAGUUGCUUUACCAGUCAUGUGGUAACUAGUGGCACAAAGCUUUUGCAGAAAACGUUUGGUUUUAUUAGUUGUAUUUGUUUGAGUGUUGUGUUUAAUUUGCAAAGCAAGUCUGGGGAUGGGUGUUGUUUGUUUUGGGCGGAUAGAAUUGCCAACCUUUUGUGGCUGUCAUUGAAGUCUUUUUUGCGUUUAUUUUUGGUGUAGGAGGCUUGGUGGAUUAGUAACCCUCCUGGCUACUGCUUUGUGUGCUGACCACACGCAUCUCAUACUUCACCUAACGAGUUCGUUUAAAAUUAUUCUAUAAGCUCUGAGAGCAUGGAAUCAACACAUUUUUUAUCCAUAAGAAGUGAUUUGUUAAUAUGCCAUGUGCCUUUCCCUUUGAACUGGUAGAUAUUGUGGAACUCUAAAUACACCGGGCUGUGGUUUGACCAAUGUUACAAGCUGACAUCUAGUCCAAGGAUAUACCAUCCCAGAAAAAGGUAUCUAUUCUAGUGUACAUGUUAUGGACUCUUGAGUGGAAUGUAUAAUCCCUUUCUUGCAGGUGGAGUGUCUUCCAUACAUGAUAUAGUCAUAACAAUGAAAGUACCUUGUCAAUAUUCUUACAGAUAGAGGUUAUGUGUCUUAGUCUCGGCUUGGUAAAGGACGCUGUAGUGUCUAAUAAGGGGGAUUGUAUGAAGUUAAAAUCCCCACCGCAUAUCAAUCCACCUUUCUUGUUAUACAGUUACAUAGUUUCAUAGCUGAAAAGAGACUUGCGUCCAUCAAGUUCAGCCUUCCUCACAUUUGUUUUUGCUGUUGAUCCAAAAGAAGGCAAAAACAAAACAUUUUGAAGCACUUCCAAUUUUGCACCAAACUAGGAAACAAAAUCCUUCUUGACCCCAAAAUGGCAGUCAAAUUAAUCCUUGGAUCAAGAAGCUAUUACCCUACAUUGAAAAAUGAUAUCCUUGAAUACUCUGUGUGACAGAACCAUCUGUGUGCCUAUGCGUGGUGGAUUCGUCUGUUUUGCCCUCCUUUCGUGGAAAUGGCUGUUUCUAUAGCCCAUGUAUACGAAAGACCAGCGGUGUUUGGCAGUGAUUUAAUUUUACUAAAAACUUACACUUUUUCUGCCGAACACUGCUGAAACAACGGGUCGCCCUGCUCCAUCGACGAAAGCAUGCGAACACCGGCCGUUCGGGAGUUUGGAAUCACACGAAAAGACUUAACCCAGAUAGCCUUCCCAUGGAGUCAAUCGCAUACCGAAAGACUGUAAGAACUUUGACUCCAUGGCGAUUGAACUAUGCGUAUGGGAUCUAAGCGCUAUUCGCUAAUAAUAUGCCCUCAGAUCCAGGCUAUCUGGGGAUAUGUGAUACGAAUGUGAAAUAUUCGGUAGUUGUGGAAUUAUAUAUUUUUGUGUGUUUCCUGGCAUUUUAUUUAAGAUGGCGAUUUGUCUUUGUCCUGGAGAUAAUUGAAUUACUUCUCAAUUAUCUCCAGGGCAGAGGGGAGGAAACCAUAUUGCAUUGUGGGAAAAGUUUACAUCUGUAUGUCUGAAAUGUCCCCAUGUCUAUCUGUCAUUUCAGUCUCCCAUUUGGUCCCCUAGGGGAGUGUCCACCAAGUGGGAGACCUGCAUAAAUACGGGCGGGUAGCCCACAGUAAAGCCAGAUAGUGUUUGACCCUCAAUGCGGAGCUUUGUCUCGUUAUUGGGGGGAUGUAUUACCGACGACUAGAGACUGAUUGCUGGAACCGAAAGCCGCUUGGUGGAUAUCUUUGUUCGGCGGUUAGCGGCGGUUCGUGGAUUUCUGUUCGGGAGUUUGGAGCCUUUCACGGAUCCCGUUCGGGAGAUUACCGCUUCCCCUGAUGGUAGUUUGUAUACUGCAGUCUAUGCGAACGGAGUAUUGAUAUUGCGAAGGGGGAAGGUUAACUAAAUAGCGGUUUCUCUUAAAGACACCAGGGGUGUCUUAACACUCUGUUUUUGCAAGUAUGCAUCUAGUUGCUGUAUGGACAUCUGUAUGGACUCUGAUAGAACCACUUCAUCAGGCAGAGAAUUUCACAUCCUUAUUGUUCUUACAGUAAAAAAAAACCUUUUUUUUGUUUUUGCCUUAGACAAAAUCUUAUUUCUUCCAAUCUAAACACAUGACUUCGUGUUCUAUGUAAAGUCCUGUUUGUGAAUAGAUUUCCACACAAUGGUUUGUAUUGGCCCUGGAUAUAUUUGCAUAAUGUUAUCAAAUCCCCUCUUAGGUGAUGUUUUUCUAAACUAAAGAGGUUUAAAUUUGUUAACCUUUCUUGAUAGCCAUUCCUUUUAAUAAUUUUGUAGCCCACCUCUGCACUUUUUCUAGUGCCAUAGUAUCCUUCUUUAGAACAGGUGCCCAAAAUUGCACAGCAUAUUCAAGAUGUGGUCUAACCAGUGAUUUAUAAAGAGGCAAAAUGAUAUUUUCAUCCCAAGAAUGAAUGCCCUUUUCAAUGCAUGACAAUACCUUGCUGAUUGACAUUGCACAUUGUUGCAUGGAUUGUUGUCUAUAACAAUUCCCAAGUUCUUUUCGUGUGUUAUCUCUAAUUCGCUUCCAUUAAGGGUAUACGUUGCUUGUGCAUUCUUUAUGCCGAAGUGCAUAACCUUGCAUUUUUCAACAUUAAAUUUCAUCUUCCUCUUGAGUACCCAGUCCCCAAGUCUAUCUAAAUCCCUCUGCAGCAAAGUACUAUCUUGUUCACAUUGUAUUACUUUACAGAGUUUUGUGUCAUCUGCAAAAACUGAAACAUGGCUUUCAAUGCUUUUUUUCAAGAUCAUUUAUAAACAUGUUAAAUAGAAGGGGUCCCAGAACAGAACACUAAAGGGACACCACUUAUCACCUCUGUCCAACUUGAAAAUUUACCAUUAAUGACAACUCUUUGUACUCUAUUUUUAAGCCAAUGUUCUACCCAAGAACAAGCAUUUUCAUCUAGACCGAUUUCCUUGAGUUUGAACACUAAUCAAUUGUGUGGACCUGUAUCAAAUGCCUUGGCAAAAUCCAAAUAGAUCACAUCCACUGCAACACCCUGAUCUAUACUUCUACUUACUUCUUCGUAGAAUGCAGUCAAGUUAGUUUGACAUGACAUAAAUAGCAUAAUAAUAAUAAUGACCUGUGCUUCUCAAAGAAUUCUUGAAUAUUAUCCCCUAAUAACCUUUCAAAUACUUUUCCAGCCGCAGAAGUUAAGCUCACAGGUCUAUAAUUUCCAGGCAAGGAUUUUGAACCCUUUUUGAAUAUAGGAACGACAUCUGCCUUCCUCCAAUCCUCCGGUACAAUAAAACAAAAGAAUCUCGAAAGAUUAAAAACAGAGGUUCGCUUAUUUCUACACUUAAUUCCUAAGUACUAGUGGAUGAAUACCGUCAGGCCCUGGAGGUUUGUUUGAUUUUAACAUUCUUUAGCUGCAGCACCUUGUCUUGAGUUAACCAAACAAUUUUUCAGCAAAUUUUUAGCAGAAAUCAUUUGCACAUCUAUUGCCAUGGGUUCUUCCUUAAUAUAUACGGAUGAGAAAUAGUUAUUUACAUUUUCUGCCUUUUCCUGGUCUUCAUUAACUAACACCCCAUCCCAGUGUUUAGGGUACCUACACUUAAAUUUUUUGUUUUUUUAGAAUUUAUGUACUUAAAAAAUUAUUGCGGUUGAUUUUGCUCUCUUUGACGAUUUUUUUCAUUUUGAAGUUUAGUGAAUCUAAUCGCCGUUUUGCACACAUUAUUGGCUUCCUUAUAUCUUUUAUAGGAUGCCCCUAAUUUGUCUGAUUUAAAUGCUUUAAAUGCCCUUUCUUAUUUUUAAUCUCUUGUUUUACUUCUCUACCAAGCUGCAUUGGUUUCGAUUUGUUUCUUUUAAUUUUAUUACCCAAUGGUACAUACUGAGAAAUGUACCUUUCUAAUAUUUGUUGGAAGAUGUUCCAUUUAUCCUCAGUGUUCUUUUCACUAAAGAGUUUAUGCCAGUCAAUAUAUUGUAAAGCUGCCCUCAACUUAUAGAAAUUGGCCUUUUAAAAAUUAUAUGUUUUAGUAUAUCCCAUAUGCUUUUGUUUUUUUUUAGUUUAUUUCAAAGGACACUAUAUUGUGAUCACUAUUUCCCAAGUGCUCUCCUACUUGAAUGUUGGUCAAAAGAUCAACGUUAUUUGUUAGAACCAGGUCCACAUAAGCAUUCUUUCUUGUUGGUCUUGUAUAAGUUGCGACAUGAAGGUGUAAUUUAACAGGUUCAAUUUCCUUUGCUGAACUACUAGUCCCUCUGUUCCAAUUUAUGUCUGGGUAAUUAAAAUCUCCAAUAAUUAAUGGGUUACCCAGAUUUGCAGCUAUCCCAAUUUGCUCUAACAGCUGUUCUUCCUCAUCAUUUUAACAUAUGCCAACCAAUAGUUGAUUUACCUUAUUUUGCCCCAAGCAGAUAUUUACCCAUAAAGCUUUCACAUCACAUUCCAUUUGCUUAACAUUUGGCUUUAACUCAUGGUUGACAUACAAACACACUCUACCACCUUUCCUGCUUUUGCUGUCCUUCCUAAAUAGUGUGUAUCCAUUUAAGUUAACUACCCAGUCAUGUGUCUCAUCCCAUCAUGUUUCAGUUAUGCCUAUUAUGUCAUAUUGUUUAGUGUAUGCUAUUGCCUCUAGUUCCCCCAUUUUGUUAUUUAGGCUCCUUGCAUUAGUAAGCAUACAUUUAAUAUUAUCAUGAAUCACUUUUUUGUAAAUUAUCAACAUUACAUACUGUGAUGAACUGAACCUCGUCACUGGUUCUUGGAGGUUCUGGCAAGCCACUUACCCUGUGACUAUGGCCCCUGCAAUAGACCUGGCUAAAAAACUUUAAACAGGCUCAGUUAGUGCAAUUGGGACUAUAUGGUUCAUUUACCAAACAACCUCACGAACCAGAGACCACCCUGUAGCUUGUUCACACCUAUUAACAACUUGGAACGUUUCUCACCACAGUGUUCUAAAUGUUCGUCUUGGUGGCCACAAUUCCUAUGGACGAGGUUGGCCAUCUUGUUUGCAUGAACGCAGGCAAUGGUGUUUGGACAUGAAUCUCCUGGAACUAAAAUUGGAUACAGAAACUUCCAAACAUCGCUGGACUGCCAUCAUCGCCUGCAUUCGGUUCUAUACAAGUUAGAGGAGCAUCGUCUGGAUGAAGAGAACAAGCUCCAGGUUCUCACUGUGACAUCCAGACAAAGUUCCCAACAGGGGAUUUGAACCUGGGUGCUUUAUGGUUCUCAGCCUGUGUUCCUGCCUCUGAGCCACUUCGGUUCUUGGUUUGGUCAAUCAUGGUCCAGCUGUAAAGUAGCACUGAUUAGCCAGGUAUAAGACACUGCCUCUCCCUGAGGGCAGUGUCAGUUCAUUGACUCUGGUUCCUGUGUUAAUAUUCGUAAUCCAGUGUUCUCCAGUUGGCUCCUGACCUUGACUUUAUCCUGAUUUCUGGCAUCCUCUGACUUUGGCAUACCCUUGACGAUUCUCCUGCUUGUGCCCUUACCUGUACUGCGACUUGAAGCAAUAUCCUGCACAGCCCACAUGCACAGACUCACAGGCCAGGUGAAUUCUUACCUGACCACUUUGGCCUGUGUUUAAUUGCAAGGGUAAGCAUAAAUCUCUGCCUACCGGACUCCCAACUAAGGUAAGCCGUGACAGUUUGGUAGUUUGUUCGUUUUCAAACUACCGAACUAGACUGACCGCAAGCCCUGAUUCUCUGGAACUAUUUUGGGCAUGGGACCAUGCCUGCGGUCGUUCAAAUAAAUGAUUUCCAGAGAAUUCUUGAACCCCUGAACAGAUCUGAGUGAUUUUUGGAUAUGUUGGUCACCCAGAUCAGGGCUAUCAGGGGAUAUGGUUUAUGUAUUUUUAGGGUACUUUUGGUGUGUUUUUAAAAAGUGUAUUUUUUCAUUGCUUGGAGAUGAUUGGAUUAGAAUUAGUACAGUUACUGAUCCAAUUAUCUCCCAGGCAGAGGGGAGGGAUUGUGUGCUUUGUGUGGGAGUGUCAUGCCUUGUAACCUUAUUGUUAUUGGUCUGUGAAGUUGCAAAUCAGUUCCCCACAAGAUCCCUGUGGGCCUACCCCUUGCAUGGGGAUUGUCAUAUAAACCCAAGUGUGGCUCCCAUGAAAUUGAGAUUCGUUUACCCAUUCAUGAAGUCUUGGCUCAUGUUUGGGGGAUAGGAGAACUACAUUCAUUCUGGGAAUUGCUAUAUCACAAUACUCCCCUAAGUAUAAUCACUAGCUCUUAUAGGAGCUGUUCCUGCUACGCUCUCUGGACUAGGAAGGUAUACCAACUGAAAGCUGGAUCUGGGUCUUGGGCCCAAGGUGGGUGGAGGACAGCGAGACCCCAACCAAGCUGCAGUGGUUUGUGGGGUUCCAGUACAGUGCUUAUGGUGCUCGCAAGUACUAGGAAGCAGCGAUGGAUGGAGGUACCCAGUCGGGGUGCCAUCCCUCUUCUACUGAGCUAAAGCCUUUCUGUCCAAUCUCCAUUUUGUAGAUAACUAUGAUCUUCUAGUUUAAAAUCUCCUCCAACCUUUUAGCCAUCCAAUCUCCCAGAACUGUUCCCUUGGCUGUUCAAAGGAACAGCUUCCUCUAAUACAGCUACUCCUGAGUUGAUGCUUCCAACAUCUUCACUCAAAUGGGCAAAUCAUCUAGGUUGCACAAAAUCAGGACUAGCUAGCCCUUUCCUCUUUCCUCUCUCCCUGCUUCCUCGCCCCACUGUCACCCAGCUACGUACCUGUUACCCAUGUGUCUUAUCUCCUCCCACUCCACUACCUUUCGCACUAAACGCUGCUCAGUGAGCCACAGACUCCUCUCAAGAUUGCCAAUCUCCCUCAAUGUUGCGAUUUGCUUCUCGAGAUCUCCAAUCUGAAACGGGUACAUCCAGGCAUGCAUUCAUGUAACAAAAUGUGCAUUGAGUCAAACCUGCAAUCUUGCUAACACUCUUUUCCCCAGAUACAGAACAGUAAAACAAUUACAUUGUUAGUUUAAACCCCUUGUUUGUUUUAAAUCCUGGUUUUCUAACUCCUACUUAAUAGAGCAGCACAAAGGAGGGAAAAAAACAGAACAUAGAAAAAUACAAAUAAAAAAGCUUUUAAACCUUGGCUAAUAAAGCAGAUUAAACAAAAAUAAAAUACAAACCACUCUCCACAGUAUACAAGCCACUCUCCAAUGAACUCCUGGUUUUCUAACUCCUACUUGAAAGAAUCUACUAAACCCCUUAAGGACGGCGGGCGUGCUAUGUCGUCUUUGGGGAACUAGCUCUCAAUGCCGACAGGCAGCAAUGCACGUCCACACUGUCCUUCCCACUUACCUGCAUGCUGGGCGAAUUACCUGACAUCACAGGGAGUCCCCCUGCUGCCAAUCUGGCCCUCCUGGGCCAUAUGAUCGCGAGGUCCUUGCGAGAACCUCACGAUCACAUGGACGGAAUAGCCGUCCAUAGCAGUGCCAGCAGGGGGAGUGCCUGGAAUGACAGGUAAUCCCCCUGCUACCUGAAAAAAAGUUUAAUAAAGUGUAAAAUAAAAUAAUAUUUACUUUGAUCAUAUAUAUAUAUAUAUACACUUACACAUACAUACACAGUCUAAGUGUAUUUUAAUAUUAAUAUAUAUGUAUAUAUAUUAAUAUCAAAAUACACUUAGAAUGAUAUUAAUUAAAUAUAUAUAUAUAAUUAUAUAUAUAUAUAUGUAUAUAUAUAUAUAUAAUGUAAAAUAAAAAAUAUAUAAAUACAUUAAAAAUGAAAAAUAAUAAAAUAUAUAUAUAUAUAUAUAUAUAUGUGUAAUUUCGUUCUAACGGUAUUUUGAUAUUAAAAAAAAAAAAUAUAUAUAUAUAUAUAUAUUUAUAUAUAUCAAAGUACACUUAGAAUGAAAUAAUAUAUAUAUAUCUAAAUACAUAAGAAUAUAUGUAUAUAUCACUAUAUAUAUAUAUAUAUAUAUAUAUAUAUAUAUAUAUAUAAAAAUAAUUUUAAACUAUCCUACACUCAUACUGGAACCUUACUCCAUAUAGGGCUAUUUGCCCCUAACACAAGUAUUAAGGCUGUUUGGCCUGUAAUUGAGGGAGGGGCUUAAGUUUAUUCACUUACCUAUAUAAGGUACACCCCUUACCUAACUCCAUAACGCUCAAGGUCAGCUUCUGAAUGACCCUCCCACCCACUCCUCAUUCUCAACACUUUCUUUUCUUUCUAUUUUCUUUACUUUUCUUACUCCUUGGUGGGCCCUCUUUAUUUACAGGCCUACUGUAUCGUCGGUCUUGGCACACCUCAACCGACUUUGCUCUUUUAUACUAUUCUACGCUCAUACUGGAACCUUACUCCAUGUACGGCUAUUUGCCCUUAACACAAAUAUAUAUAUAUAUAUGUAUAUAUAUAUAUAUAUUUGUGUUCGGGGCAUUCCCAUAUCAUAUGGAAUACGCUGGUGAAGAGAAAUAAAUAAAAGGAAAUAUUCGGUUGAGGUGUGCCGAAACCGAUGUAUGCUGUAGGCCGGUAAACAAAGUGGGCUUACAUAGAGGAAAAAUAUAGCUAAUGGGAGUAGAGGGUGGGCCUGUUCGUCUAGACCAACAAAGGUAAGUAAGGGAAGGGGGAGUCCCUUAAGUAGGUCUGUAGUCCCUCCACAACUUCAGGCCAUGCCUUCCAAUUUGUAUUCGGGGCAUUCUCAUAUGAUAUGGAAUACGCUGGUGAAGAGAAAUAAAUAAAAGGAAAUAGUCGGUUGAGGUGUGCCGAAACCGAUGUAUGCUGUAGGCCGGUAAAUAAAGUGGGCAAAAAGAGGUAAAUCAAAGAAAACAUAGUACAUUAUUACAUAUUAAGUAGACAUCUUAAUGAAAGCCCUCCUAAUCUCUUGGACUGGGUGUGGGAUGUAAGUGGCGUAAGCCGAGGACUUCCAGCGACCCAGUGUCUUAAUCAUGUGUGCUGGAAUGUCUUGGCUAGGGGCCAUGGAGGCCGCUCCAAUUCUGAAGGAGUGCCCUGACUAGUUGCUAGGAUUUAGACCAAGUCUGAUGAUAAGCAUACGGACAUAAAUCAUGAAUUUUGCCGUGGUAAGAAUUGCAUUGUGUAAUAAUAGUAGUGGUUUUGUGGUGCGUGUUGGUGUUGUGGCUAAGAAAUCGUCCAGUACUUUAACCAGACACCAAUUGUUCCCUGUGGGGUAGUAGGUUAUGUGAACCGGUUCCCCCAUCUGACUUGUUUUGGUCUUAGGUAGUGUCAGGACGUAGUAAUCUGUGUGUUUCAUGAGGUAAGAGGUGAGGAGGCACCCUUGGCUAUGGUGCUGGCCACUAAUGGUGAAUUCUCUUGGUCUAAGAAACCCAUAAAAAGCUAGAUAAAUGGCGGUUUUAAUGGCCGCAUUCAUAUGGGGUUCAAAUGGUGCCUGGUCAAGUAGGACGGACAAGGAUUUGAACAUUUUAAUGUCAAUGGCCAGUCUCUUGAGUGUUGCAGGGCCGUCCGCUUUCGCUAUGCCCUUCAGUAGUGUUCGGAUGGGGUAAGAAGUUAAGAACCCUUUGUGGUUAGGGAAGGAGCAAUACAUAUGGUGUUGUAUCCCAAUGAGGUACAGCUUAAUAGUAUUAUGUGAGAAUUUAAAUUUAAGGUGGCAAAAAGAUGCAAAAGCUAUCAGUGAAGAAACCUCAAACAAGUUGGCUAGGUGAUGGUCAGACAUGAAUUGUUUGUACAAGUGAAAAGCUAUGUGAUACACGUGUUGAGUGCUGGUUGAUAAGGCUAACUUAGUGAGAACGUGGCUGUGCUGAAGUAGUUCAUCUACUCCAUGAUAAGGUCUUGGAAAGUUGGAGCUGGGGUUGCCACACGCGCUGCCGAGGGUAGGGACAGUCUGAAAGCCUGAAAUUGAAAGCGAGAUAGUUGAUCAGCUGCCGUGUUGUAUAUGCCAGGAACAUGGGAGCAUACAAUGUGGAACUGAUGGUAGUUGCCAGCCAUGUCCGUUUCCUAAGGAAACUCAUAAUCGCCAAGGAGGAAGAGCGACCCUUAUUAAUAAUGUGACAUAUUGCCAGGUUGUCAGAAAAGCAGCGUACGGAUUGCACUUUCCACAACCUACACCAAGUGACAGCUGCAGCAACUAUUGGGUACACUUCAAAUAGGGCCGAGUUAGUGUGAAACCCCUCAAUGUCCUGUGUUUCUGUUGGCCAGGUCCCCCAGAGCCAUUCUGUGCCGAAAAUGGGCGCAUAUCUCGCGGAUGAUGCCGCGUCUGUCCAAAUGACAGGUGACUGUGAAUCAAUCUGCGGGAGGAACAUGCUCCUCCCAUUCCAGUCCGAGAGAAAUUUGUACCACAUCUGGAGGUCAGUGGUCGCAGGACAGUCCAAGGACAUGCGGACAUAGUCGUUGGAGAAGGUGGGGAACAGGGCGAGGAGCCUAGAAAUGAAAGCCAUGCCCUGGGGGAUUAUGCGCAUGGCGAAAUUUUGUGAACCCAAAAGUGAUUGUAAUUCUUUACGAUUGCAAGACCCCAUGUGCAUGUAGUGACUAAUAUCGUGUAGAAUGUGAACAACCUUUCCUCUAGGGAAGCUGGCCAUCAUUGUUGAUGAAUCCAGCAAAAUAUCAAGAAAGUUUAUGAUUGUGUCUGAUCCUUCGGUUUUAGUGGGUGACACGGGGACACCGUGGGGGUUGGAAUUAGAUUUGAUGAAAAGAAAAUCAUCUAAGUAAUGUAUCACAUUUGGGCACCUGCAGGUAUUAAGGAGGAGCCAACACAAAGCUUCUGUGAACGUGUCAAAAAUCCUCGGACUACUCUUGGCCACAAAGGUGAGCUUUGUAAAAAGUAGUAGGCGUCUUGCCACUUAAAGCCAUGCAGGUGCCACAAAGAGGGGUGUAUAGGUAACAAUUUAAAAUCAUUCACAAUAUCUGUCUUGCUAAGCCAAGCCCCCAACCCUGCCAAUCUGAUAGCCGCAAUAGCGUCAUCAAUAGUGGAGUAUUGUAGGGAAAAUUCCUCAGAUGGAAUCAGUGAGUUUAGGCUGGGGAUGGCUGAAGAGUGGGGUGUGGAUAGGUCAAUGAUGAGUCUUAGUUUCUCAGAAUUUUUGCUGGAAACCAGCCCGAUAGGGUUAGUUCUCCAGCUGGAAGGGGGGGGAGGGGUUAAAAAAGGCCCAAUGACAAAUCCCUGAUCCACUUCAAGUUGUAACAAGGUAGUAACUGAAGUAGGGUGAUUAGUGGCAGACUGCAAAUUGUGACACUGUUGGCAUGUAAAUGAGCCCAGUGUGAAAACCCUGGGUGAGACCUGUGCAUAAAAAUUCCACGAGAUGUUUGGAGGGGCGAGUGGACAGCAUACAUGCAAGUACAGGAACGUUCACCGGAGACAAAUAAGGUUUAUGGUACAUUUUAUUAGGGCACAUGGAUUUCGCAUGUGCCCUGAAACAAUGCGAGAAUACGUGUAAUAAGCGGCAGGCGCUGUAAUCGCAGGAGCCCUCAUUGAAAUUAUUGCAAAUCUGAGAUUUGCCUAGGUACACUACUGGACGACCCAGUUUGUCUCUGGUCUGUUUCUCAGCCCUUGGGGGAUGCUGUAAGGAUGAGCCGGGAGCACUGUCCGGACAGAGAGGGCAAAAAUGCGUGAGCGGGUGACGUACAUAUGGCAUAAGCUGGUGUCCUAAGCCCCGCAAAAUGUCUGAGGAACAGUUCAUUGUCCAAUUGGCUCCAAUCCAUCUGGAUGCCGUACUGGGACAACGUGGCCGACACUUUUGAUGAAAAGGACUUGUGAUAGUUGUAAAAAGUAUAGCCACCAUACUUAUUACCUAGCUCCACCAGCUUAUGCAUAUAUAGAUCCAGUUCCUCUCUCCUAUGGGGAUGAACCGUGCAUAGAAUAUCCUUAAAGAUACCGAAAGCUAGAACAAAAUCAGGAAUGGCCAGUUUCUUACUGAGUCUGGGGUCUCUGGCUUUUAAAACCACCAAGAUGUCCCCGUAGUCGUAAGACCGGUUUUCCACAAUAUCCUGGGAGGCAAUGAGCAGUGAGACUAAGUUAACGUCCUUGCCUUCCAGGAUGUCCUUUUUAAGAUUAGCCGGAACCAUGUGGGCAGGAUUAAUAACGUGGGCGGUUGCCUUGGUGGAUAUGGAAUUACCCGCUAUUGCUGUGGGUAUGACUGGGAUUACUUCGGUAAGAGGGCCAGGAGGCUGUACAGGGAAGCUACGGGCUUCCAGCCUCUCCAGCCUGUGGUUGACCUUCCCCAUAGAAGAGAUUAGGGAGGCAACCAUAGCAUGGAGAGUCGGAUCUUGAGAGCUACUUGUGCCUUCCCCUGCGUCUGUAUUAAGGGUAUCGGUUCUUAGAAAUUUGAACAGUUCUGCUUUCCUGGCAGUAGCCGGGAAGGGGAUACUGCGUUUGCGUAAUUCUGCAGUAAUGCGGGGGAUAGUCCAUGAUCUGAUGGACGAGGGACUUCCAAUGUCACCCUUGCGAGUCGGGGUAAGUGACCUAGCAGGGGUGCUAGGGAUUGACAUAUCCUCACCAUCGUCUGGGAGUAGGGACAUACUGAAAAUAUAUAUUAGAUAUGUUGGUAACCAGGGUUGGGAAUUAACAGGUGGCUAGCUAGUGCCAGAUGGCGAAAAAUUAUUCUAGGAUUUGUGGCAGGUGAGGCCCUGCUAAUGCCAAGUGGCUAGAGAGGCUCUAUCUAUGAGUUUAGCGCGAGGGGCGUGGUAACCUACACCGGUGAUGGGACGUUGGCCUCUCCAUGAGUAGACAGGGGGGUAUUUGGCAGUGACUGGUGUCGCCCUCUCUAUAUAAUUUGCGAGGCGACUAACUAUGAUUUGGCCCGAGGGGCGUAUAGUACCUCGAACUGGAAGAUGGGAGUUGGCCUCGCGGACCGCUAGGACUGGGGGGCAGGGAAAAUAACUAAACGGCCGUGUUGAAAAUAACGUGAACCAACAUACCUGCAGAAAAAGUGAGCCCUGGCUUCUGUAUAAGAGAAACCAGAGGUCUCUUAAGUAGAAUACGUCCUUGCAGGCAUAUAUUGCCCAAAUACGAACCAAAGACAGCUUUUGCAAAAAAAUUUGCACAAACUCACCCAAAACGACAUUUGGAGCCACCAUCAUAUGUGGUGACCUAAACUACGUACUGGAUUCACGCAUGGACACAACACUGCCUGGUUUCUCCCCAUGACAUUCCGCAACCAGGAUACAAAGCAAAGCUAUACUCAAACUAAUAACAGAACACAACUUAUAAAAUGCCUGGUGGGCACUACACCCUACAGACAAGGAGUUUACAUACUACUCACAGGUACACAAGUCGUUCUCACAAAUAGACCACAUCCUGCUGUCGGGGCCACUAGUUUUAAGAACCACCCAGUGCAAAAUUGGGGACAUCGUGUGGUCAGACCACACACCAAUUACCAUAACCUUGAGAGGUCCAUUUCCUCAUAGAGGCCAGGCGCUGUGGAGCCUAAACGAAUCCCUGCUGCAUGACCCUACCUUCCUCACCCAGAUGACACAACACUUAGAACAAUAUUUUCAAACUAAUGAUCCUCCAGACCUACUUCCUACUUCCUUGUGGCUGGCCCACAAACCAACCAUAAGAGGGCUAUUGAUCAGCAGGGCCUCAUACAUCAAACGCACAUCCAACGAAGAAUACAUGACCCUGCUGCGCACAAUAUGGGACGUAACAAACACAUACACGACAAGCCCAGACAAGGCCCACCUCCAAUCAAUAACAACCGCCACAAAACAUCUAAACGACAUCCACCUAUCCAAGACAUCCCAUACAAUGUAACGUCUAAAAAUAAGACAAUACUCCCAGGGUAAUAAGGCGGGGAAGGCAAUGGCAGCAUUGCUGAGAAAAAAGCAAGCCCAAUCCAAAAUCCCUUACUUAAUUUCCAGCAAAGGGGAAAAAAUCUACAACCUCCAAGAUAUUAAUGAUGAAAUUCUACCACAAUUUGUACAAUUUAAAGCAGGAUGACACAACACACCACCCCACUGAAACUGAAAUAAGCAACUUCCUAGACCUCACACAACUGCCAUCACUGACACUGCAACAAAAAGAACUGAUACAACUACCCAUGACGAGCCAAGAAAUACUACAAAUCAUAGCAUCCCUACCAUCCGGGAAAUCCCUGGAACCAGACGGCCUCACCAAUUAUUAUUACAAAACAUUCUCCACCAUCUUAGCCCCACAUCUAACACCAGUAUACAACCACAUCAUUACCACAGGCACAAUGCCAAAGGAGAUGCUCAUGGCGCAUGUAGUGACACACCCUAAGCCAGGGAAACCACCAAAUGAAAGUCACAACUUACGCCCGAUAUCACUCCUUAACAUGGACACAAAAUUGUUGGCUAGAAUAUUUGCCAACAGACUGGACCAAAUUAUACCUACAAUAAUACAUGUAGACCAGGUAGGGUUCGUGAGUGGACGUCAGGGAGUGAGGAAGGUCCUAGACCUGCUGGGUGGAAUGCGGGGAGGGAGUGCGCCAAGCGUGCUGGUAUCGUUGGAUGCAGAAAAAGUUUUCGAUCGCUUCCACUGGCCCUUCCUCUUCGCGGUCAUAGGGAAGUUCGGAUUCCCCCCACAAUUCAUAGCACUGAUAAAGGUUCUCUACUCCUUUCCCUCGGCCCAGGUGGUAAAUGGAGGCUUUUUCGUCGAACAGCUUCAAUAUUUCCAACGGUUCUAGACAGGGCUGCCCCCUGUCCCCGAUACUAUAUAUACUCGCCCUAGAAGCCCUCACACAACUGAUUAGAAACAAUCCCAAGAUACAGAGAAUCAGGGUUAAGAGCAUAGAAUAUAAACUUACACUGUUUGUGGACGACAUCCUCCUCACACUACAAAAUCCACAUACCUCACUACCUGCACUACACAAUCUAAUUCAACAAUAUGGAAAAUGUUCUUAUUACAAGUUAAAUAUAACCAAAACACAAGCAAUGGGAAUUAACAUUCCACAGACUGAGCUAAGCCAUCUCAAAGAGACGUUCGCAUACGAAUGGCGUACAGACCACAUUAAGUUCCUAGGGAUAGCCUUGACACAGAAUUUAGCGGGUAUACACAAAGCAAACUAUAACCCACUACUCACGGAGCUGAAAACCUUGAUACACAGUUGGAAAGGGAAAUUCAUCUCAGGGGUGGGCAGGAUAGCAGUAACAAAAAUGCUACUUCUUCCAAGAAUACAAUACCUAUUCAGAACUAUCCCACUUGCAGUACCCAACAGCUACCUACGUGACGUACAGAAAUUAAUAAAUUCCUUUGUCUGGAAUAACACCAGGCCCAGGAUCGCAAAGUCCACCCUCUACAAACCAUUCCCAAUGGGAGGCAUGGGCCUACCAAAUGUAACAAACUAUUAUAAAGCAGCCACCCUGGGCCGGGUACUAGCCGUCAGCAGUAAUUCUAGACCCCCGCAGUGGGUGCUCAUAGAAGCGACUUAUACCAACAACUUUACUAUCUCUGCUCUUGCCUGGAUGACCAGGAAAUUACGACCCAAACACAAGGAUAUCCUCCCUACGACCAAACUUACUACAAAUAUGGGACCAAUUUGGGGACACAUAUAUAAUGAGGGGUGGUACCUCCUUAGCAUCACCCCUGGAAGCAUUAACAUUAGCAAUACCGGAAUUUAACUGCAAACUGUGGCAUAACCACCAUAUCACACAUCUUUACCAUAUCUGCCAGGGACCAACGUUGAAAACAUUUGCAGAGGUCCAAACACAAUAUGGGCUACCCGACACAGCACACUUUGCAUACAUGCAACUUAUAUCAUGGUUCAGGAAGCAAAAAAUUUGCUCUUAUCAUCCUGUAAAUGGUCUACAGCUGACGGAGAUGGAACAAAUAUGUCUCAAACUAAGACCACCAAAAAAAACUAUCUAUAUUAUAUGCUAAAUAUAGCACCACAGUAGAAACUCAAGCCUUUACAUUCAUCAAGGCAUGGGAACGCGAAAUUGGAACUAACAUUCCUGAGAGCCAAUGGGCCCAAAUAUUUCGGGCACACAGAAACCUCUCUUUGUGCACCUCUCAUGUGGAGAUUACGCAUAAAAUACUAUAUCGAUGGUACAUGGUACCGGUACGGCUCAAACGAGGCAACCCAACCCUGACAGACACCUGUUGGCGCUGUAUGAAUGACAAAGGGUCCAUGCUGCACAUCUGGUGGUCAUGCCCGAAAUUAAAGCAAUACUGGUCAGGCAUAACAAAAAUAAUACAUGAUUGCACGGGUGUUAGCUUGCAGGAGAACCCAGAAAUGUAUUUGUUACACCUAUUCCCAAGGGGUCUAAAUAAAAACCACAUAUACCUCAUAUACCACAUAAUAGUGGCAGCCCUUCAAACGAUUAGCAGGCUUUGGCGCAAAUUAGACCCACCGACCACGGCCCAAUGCCUUACAGCAUUACAACUGACAAAACAAUAUGAAAUAAUGGCAUAUCGUGGAACACUUGGGAGGUGUACGUGACAAACAAAAAGGGGUGAACCCCCACGUUACAACAUAUAGAAAAAAAAACACCUAGGUGCCCCAAAAGGGAACAACUCACAAUACCUAUACUUAAGCGUCGUAAUACAAGACAAUCUCAUAUGCAUGAGACGAAUGGGCCACUCCGACAGCUGAGACCAUAUCUAUGCCAUAAUAUGUAUGAAGUGAAUGUAUCUACAAAUUAUGCAAUAACAGAUAUGCAAAACCUCUCUGACCCCCACCAUCACUACCUCCCCUCCUGUACCCUCUCCCCACCCCAUACCCCAUUUACUGUUAGUAUGUUAAAAGUACCAACAUGCAGCGAACGAAGUAGGGAAUGCAAUAUGAGCUAAGAAACUGUUAAAGCGGAUGCAAAACUCACUGUGAAAACUUCCAUUGUAAUGUAUGCUUCGAUGUAUGUAGAUAUUAUAAAAUGCAAAAAAAAAAUAAAAAAUUAUUACAACGAUGAUAUCAUCCGUGAAAGUUAAGUUUUUGGUAUUUUUCACACACAAACGGCACUUACACUAACAAUAUAAUUCUUGUGAUACGUUUUACGGUUUUGAACCACUACAUAUUACAGAUUUGGUUGGAUUGACCAGAAAUGACUGUAGUAAAUAUUAAAUUUGCCACUGAGGUCAGAAUUAUCCCAUUUUCAAGGAAUGUUUGUUUAGUGAAUAACCAUGUAAGUCUCUCUUUUAAGGAUACCCUAGGCACCAUAAAUAAGGUUUGCAAUCAUUCCAAUUCGUAACCCCCCCCCCCAAAGUUUUGCAACAUAUCUCUAUCUUUACUAUAGCUAGCAGGAAAUUGUGAGGAAAGUCAUAUGUGGAUUUAUUGCACAUGACAAUAGACAUCGUAGUAUGGUGAUAAAAAAUAAGGAUACUUAGAGGUUUAUUCGAUAAACUGGGAUUAGUGAAAAAGUGGCAAAGGAUUUUAGGCCACAGCAUCCAAGCUACAAAAUAGAAGCGUUGCAUAAUUAUUUAAAAUUUUGCUAUUUUGGCCUGAAAUUUGCAUUCCUUCAAUUCAAUUUGUGAAUAACACCAGAAAUCUAUCAACAAAUCUGGCACAAUUAUGGGGCAGAUUUCGAAACUUGGAGUAGAAACCAGUUGAAUAUUUCUAGCUCUUAAUUCAGAACUUUAAUCAGAAGCUAAUUUACAGAAUGUUUCACUAAGACAAGAUUGAUUGGAUUAUAAAACUUUGCUUUUUGACAGAUGCUUUUAUUAUAUCGUUUUAAUCUUCAACAAUUCUAAAUCUGACCUUCAACCUUAUCUUUUCAAACAGGAUCCGACCUCGGGAUUAUUUUGGGAAAUAUUUUAACACAAGUAAGCUUCUGAUUGCCCACCCGGACUUCAUGAGAUACAUAAAGAACAGGUGAGCGACUAUGCAGGCAUCAUGACUGCCGUAAGAAAACAGCUAGCGCACAAAUCACUUUUAGUCGGUGCAAAUGAAUCAAAUGCCUUUCAAUCUGUGAAUGAAUACGAUAUCACAGGUAAAUCCCGGAUGGGUCGAUUUGUUAAAUAUGCAGAUUAAAAUCAUGUGACACACAUACAGACAACCACUCACUGACAUACAUACACACACUGGCAGACACACACACUCACUGACAGACAUACACUCACUGACAGACAUUCACACACAAACACUUAAACUCACUGACAGACAUACAGACACUCACUGACAUACAUACACUCACUCACUGACAGACACACACACACACACACACACACACACAGGCAGACACUGACAGACAGACACACUGACAAUCAAACACUCACACACUCACUGACAGACACACACACAAACACACACGUGUGUGUGUGUGUGUGUCUGUCUGUCAGUGAGUGAGUGUAUGUCAGUGAGUGUCUAUGUCUGUCAGUGAGUUUAUGUGUGUGUGUGUGUAUGUCUGUCAGUGAGUGUGUCUGCCAGUGUGUGUAUGUCCAGUGUGUGUAUGUAUGUUAGUGUGUGUCUGUCAGUGAGUAAGUGUAUAUAUGUCAGUGAGUGUCUGUCAUUGAGUGAGUGUAUGUCUGUCAGUGAGUGUCUGUAUGUCUGUCAGUGAGUUAAUUUGUGUGUGUAUGUCUGUCAGUGAAUGUGUGUCUGUCAGUGAGUGUUUGUGUCUGCCAGUGUUUUAAUGUAUGUCAGUGAGUGUGUGUCUGUCAGUGAGUAAGUGUAUAUAUGUCAGUGAGUUAAUGUGUGUGUGUGUGUGUGUGUGUGUACGUCUGUCAUUGAGUGUCUGUAUGUCUGUGAGUGUGUGUGUGUCUGUCGGUGAGUGUGUGUGUGUGUGUGUGUCUGUAAGUGAGUGUAUGUGUGUCAGUGUAUGAGUGUGUGUAUCUGUCAGUGAGUGAAUAUAUGUCAGUGAGUAUCUGUGUGUGUGUGUGUGUGUGUCUGUCGAUGAGUGAGAAUAUGUCUGUCAGUAAAUGUCUGUGUGUGUGUGUCUGUCAGUGAGUGUAUGUCAGUGAGUGUUUAUGUGUGUCAGUGAGUUUAUGUGUGUGUGUGUGUGUGUGUGUAUGUCUGUCAGUGAGUGUGUCUGCCAGUGUGUGUAUGUAUGUUAGUGUGUGUCUGUCAUUGAGUGAGUGUAUGUCUGUCAGUGAGUGUCUGUAUGUCUGUCAGUGAGUUAAUGUGUGUGUGUGUGUAUGUCUGUCGUGUUUCUGACUGCCUCUCUACUAUUUCCAACUGGAUGGCUGCUCACUUCCUUAAACUCAACCUGUCCAAAACAGAACUUCUAGUUUUUCCUCCAUCAAGUGCUGCUACUCCUGUGUCUGUCUCCAUCCAAGUCAAAUGCGCUACUAUCACCUCUACCUCGCAGGCUCGCUGCCUAGGGGUUCUUUUUGAUUCUGAUCUCUCUUUUACUCCCCAUGUCCAAUCGAUAACCAAAUCCUGUCACUUCCAACUCAAGAACAUAGCACGCAUCCGCCCAUAUCUAACGCCGGACGUGGCUAAGGUACUGGUUCAUGCUGUUGUUCUCUUUCGCCUUGACUACUGCAACCCCCUUCUCACCAGUCUUACAUGUUCCCAGCUUGCACCGCUGCAAUCUAUAAUGAAUGCGGCUGCGAGGCUUAUUUUCCUGUCAGGUCGCACCUCCCACGCCUCCACGCUCUGUCUGUCCCAGCAUUGGCUUCCAGUUAGAUAUAGGGCCCAAUUAAAAAUUCUGGCGCUUGCUUACAAAUCCCUACAUAAUGCUGCUCCAAUAUACCUAUCCUUCCUCAUACACAAGUAUGUCCCAUCGAGACCCCUGUGCUCAGCAAAGACCUACGCCUAUCCUCUGCCAGGAUCCCCACCUCUGAUGCUUGCCUUCAACACUUCUCCAGGGCUGCACUUAUUCUGUUGAACUCCCUUCCCUCCUCAAUCAGACUUUCACCCAGCCUCCACUCCUUCAAAAAAAUCUUUGAAAACUCACUUCUUCAUUAAAGGACCACUAUAGUGCCAAGAAACCAUACUCGUUUUCCUGGCACUAUAGUGGCCUGAGGGUGCCCCCAUUUACAGUGCUUUCCUAUGGAUGCUUGCGUGCUCUCACUGUGAUUUUCACAGUGAGAAUCACGCAAGCGCCUCUAGCGGCUGUCAAUGAGACAGCCGCUAGAGGCUUUGGGGGAAGGAUUAACCUAUUUAUAAACAGAGGUUUCAGAGAAACUGCUAUGUUUAUAAAAAAAAUGGGUUAACCCUAGCUGGACCUGGCACCCAGACCACUUCAUUAAGCUGAAGUUGUCUGGGUGCCUAGAGUGGUUCUUUAAAGCGUAUCAAUUAAACUGUCAGCAGGUUUCUCAUCCCCCACGCCAUGACUCCUUUCCUGAAACUGUCAAAAAUGACCUACCAAGCACUCAAUAAACCCUUCUCUAACAAACUAUGUAAUUCCCCUACUUUAACCCUUUGUGUCACUAUACCCCACUCCCUCUAGCAUGUAAGCUCAUCGAGCCAGGCCCUCAACCCCCUCUGUUCCUGUACAACUAGUGGUCUGAUCUCAAUUAUGUGUCUGUUAGUCCACCCACGCUCUACGGAAUUUGUUGGCGCUAUAUAAAUAAUAAAAUAAUAAUAAUAUAUACACUUACUCACUGACAGAAACACACACAGACAUACACUCACUGACAGACACACAUUCACUGACAGACAUACACUCACUGACAGACACACACACAAACACUUAAACUCACUGGCAGACACACACUGUGAAGAAAAUAGCAUGCUAUUCUGGACUUUUUAUUGCCAUUUAGAACUUUUUAUGUUUUAUUGGUUCGGUAGCUGUAACUACCGAACACUGACCACCCCCCUGGCUCAAUAUCUUCAAAAGAAACCGUCGAUUAAGCACUCUCCCUGUGUGGCCGCCGUUAGUAUAACCGAACACCGCGUGCAAGAGAAAAUGGCAGCCAUCUUGUUAGCAUGUAAGGAGGCAGCGGGACUUGGUCAUCGAGUGUCUAGAACUAAAAUCGGACACUUGACUUCCCGAACACCGGUCAAAGCAUACGAACACCUGCUUCCUUUUUCCGAACAGCUAGGAGACUGCUGUUCGUUAGUUUGGUUCCCACGAACCAGGGGAGCAAUCGCUACUAUGAGCCAGGGGGUUCCGUUCAUGCAUUUAUUCGGUUUGACUUUUCGAAAUAGACUGAUCGCACAACCUAAACUCAUGGAACUGUUUCUGGGCAGGAGCCUCGUGUGCGGUUGGUACAAAUGGGAUUUCCAUAAAUUUGAAAACCCCUGAACAGAUCUGGGUGAUUUUGGGAUAUGUUGGUCACCCAGAUCAGGGCUAUCAGGGGAUAUUUAUGGGGAUGCUAUGUGUUUUAGGAUACUUUCUAAGUUUUGGGGAAAAUAUGUUUUUACUGCCUGGAGAUAAUUAUCUAUAAUAUAAUUAAUAUAAUAAUCGAUAAUCUAUUUUAUAGUUACAAAUAGGAUAUCUAAAUAAACUCACACUCUGAUACCUCGAAAAUGCCCUUGUUAUUAGGUUCAGUGCCUAUUUUGGUCCCAAAUUCCUCUGUUUUCUAGGAGCUACAUAUCUUUAGUUUGUGUGACUAAAAAGGGCUCCACAGCAAUAAUACUCAGAGUAAUGUGAUCGUAAACUACAAUAAACGUGUUUCAAGAUGUUUGCAUAAAUAAAAUACCUUCUUCUUGUCCUAAAUUACAUUUAGCUGCUUUAUAUAUUGUUAAUUAGUCACCAAGAUGGUCUCAGAAUAACGCAGCCCCUGAUCACAUUUCCUACUCACACCCCAAGUUAAAAUAUCACUCUUUGUCAAUCUGAAAUGUUUCAAGGCAUGCACUCUGUAUUUUAUGAAAAGAAGUCAACACAAAAUGGCAGCUGUUUUAUUAAUUAAUUAUUCUGAGGGCAAUUUACAACUUUGCAGACAUCACAAAUCAACAUAAAAUCUUGUACAUAACAAACAUCAGAUACUGGGCAAGAAGUUGAUUAAACACAGGUCCAAUCUCAGACUAAUAUUAUAUAACUUUUAGAUGUAUACCAGAUUAUAGACUUCCGUCUAUUUUGGGCAACUUUUACUGAACUAUUAUCAAGUUUAGUUUGAACCCUUUCAAUAAUGAUGUUGACAUUUUUAUCAUUUUCAGGUUUUUGCGAUCUACCACAUUGAAUGGAACUUAUUGGAAUUUAUACAGGCCAAGUACAGGUGCCAUGCUUUUGCUGACUGCAGUCCAUCUGUGUGAUACAGUAAGUAUUAAAAAAACAUAUGGAAUGUUGUGUCUCAUACCUUUUUUCAUGUAGAAUGAGCUAAAAGGUCCAUUAAAAAAAACCAUACUCUUUAUAGAACAGUAUCUCAGGCAUGACCUAGAUAACCAAGCUCAUAUGGCCUGGAAAACAGAUUGUAACUGUGGACAAUAUAUUUUUUUAGUUUUUAUAACAUAAAGUUCAAAAAUAUCCACUCGCUCUCUAGCCAUUGGUGAGUAUAAAUUCAGUCCUAGUAAGUAGAAAAUUUAGUACUGUUUAGUAGAAAUUCACUCAUGGUCAGGGUGCCACGCACUGUCAAGGCUUGGAGGGGCAAGAAACUUUUAGUAGCAUAGGACUUGAAAGGACCAGUAAAACAUUAUAAUUUUUACCUCAAAAGAAGGGAAAUUAUUCCCGUACUCCAAAACAGAGAACAUGCUACAGUCUACAUAUAUAGAAAUUUAAUCUUCGCCAAUACAACCAUUGUCUUGAAAUCUAUUCAUAAAACAGGACUAUACAUUGGACACGAGUUCACGCAUCUAAACUGGAAGAAAGAAGAUUUAGCCUAAGACUCAUACUGAGUGAGAGGAGUUUGUAUGGGUCCCGCCGCAAUCGGAAACUUUCGGGUUGCCAUGGCAUUAUAGGACGCAGCAGCAAGCAGAGCCAUAGGGGGAAUAGUUCACCCCUAUACCAGAGGUGGUUGUAUCAUCCACAUGCUAAACAAGAAUUAAAGAAUAGUAAAUAAAUAUAUAGUCAAAAGUUAAAAGCAAUGCAUUGGACAACGGGGUAGCGACAUUAUGGAUGAAUAUGUAAGUGUAACUGUCUGAAUGUAUUCACGUGGUAUAAAUGCUGUAUAUACAGUGUAUGGGGCUUGGAAGCUAAACCUUAUAUUGGGUGCAUGGAAGCAUUCUGUGCUUCAAUUAUUGAAUACUGGUCUUGUGGCAAUGUUACAAAUACCAUAGAGACAACAAAGUAUAGAUUUCAAUGUAAUCAAGGAUUGCAAUACUGUUUACUCACCAAAUGGUGAGGGAAAAAAGAAAACCCCUAAACAUAUAUAAGAUCCCCCUCUAAAUAGCGUAUUAACCAACCACAUCAAAGAGAAAGGGAUCUAGAUCUAAGUGGGAUACUGGUGUGUUACUGGAAAUCACCCAGUGCAUGCCCCUGAGAUCCACCAUAUUUCCAAAAAGGAUUGAUAAAUAAUGGCUGUAGGAAAAAUUAUUAUUUACAAAAAAAUAGAGAAUAUUUUUUUUUUUAGACUCCUAGGCCAUACUGUGUCCAAAGUACUGAUCCAAAAUAGUUCUUUUUGGAGUAGAAGCAGUGGUGCUGGUAUAUGAUCAAUGACAAUGAAUUUCAUUGAUGGCAUAGGGUGUUUUGCACUUAGGAAAUGUUUUGCCACUGGUAGAUCAGAGUGUUGGUCUCAGUAGGCUAUUUGAAUACUGGAUCGAUGGAGCCUCAUUCGUUCCCUGAGCGGCGAGUCUGUUUUGCCCAUGUAUGUCAGUCCGCAUGGGCAUUAUAGUUUAUAACUACAUAGUCCGUAGUGCAUGUGAGUCUGUGUCUUAUAGUAUACUUUUUCCAGUAUGGGGAUGUGAGAACGUCUUACUUGGCGUCAUGUGGUUGCAAGUGACGCAGCCCAGGCAUCUGUAGCAACCUAAGUUUUGGAAAGAUUUGGAAGCAGCACAGCAAUGAAUCGGAUCAGUUUUAACUAGGAGGCCUCUAAGAUUUUUGCCUCUUUGGUAUGAUAUAAUUGGCAGUUCACGGAACUCUACCGGAAGGGAGUCAUCAUUACUUAGGUCUCUCCAGUUCUUGGAGAUACUCUGUUGGAGGUUCUGUGAGUUAGUAGUAUAGGUGGUUGGAAAUACCAGUCUGUUGGUAUUCUUGGUACUGCCUCGUGGAGCUUCAUAACACUUGUUUAGUGCUUUUUGUAGCACCUCUUUCUUGUAGCCUCUUUCACUGAACUUCUUCCACAUCUCUUCAAUCUGGAUGGUUGUAUUUUGUGGAUUCAAGUUAUUCCUCAGAACUCUAAGGAAUUGGGAACAUGGUAGGGAGGUCUUCAGGUGUCGUGGGUGGAAGCUAUUGGCUUGAAGAAGAGAGUGUUCCUGUCUGUAGGUUUAAAAUAUAGUGUGUAAGCCAACUGUUGUGCUUCUCUGUAUAUCCUCACAUCAAGGAAAUCGACGUGUGUAGUACUUGUAUUCAUCAUUGGUGUUUCCAAUUAAUUAAUGUAUUGUAGCAUCUUGGUUGUAGAGUCUGCUGUGCCUUUCCAGACCAUAAGGAUAUCGUUGAUGUAUCGAGGGUAAAACAAUAUAUUUUCUUUGAAGGGCUGCAAUUGAAGUUCUUGUUCAAAUACGUACAUAUAUCCAUUGGCAUACAUGGGAACCAUCGCCACGCCCAUAGAUGCUCCUGCUACUUGUCUGUACCAUGUAGUCUUGAAGCGAAAGUAAUUGUUCGUGAGCACCACUUCCAAUAGUUCCAAUAUAUACUCAAUUGGCGGACCUGUAUAAACAUUUGAAUUGCUUAGCAACGUACACAUUGCUUCAAUAACUGUCCCAUGUGGAAUUAUUGUGUGUAGACUUUUUACAUCACAUGUGAGUAAGAGCAUAGAAGUAUCAGGUAGUAUGGUGUCCUUGAGUAGAGUUAAUAGACUAUGUGUGUCCUUGACACAUGUGGGUAGCUGUUCUAUGGUUGCCUUAAACAGAAAAUCAGGCCAUUUGGCUAUGGGCUCAAGUAGGCCACCUAUAGCUGAUACAAUGGGCCUUCAGGAGGUCGUACUGGAUCCUUAUGGAUUUUUGGAAGGGUGUAAAUCACCGGUGUCCUUGGGUGUUUUUGGUUGAGGUAUGUAUAGAGAUCUUGUGAGAUGUAGUUCGCCUCCAAUCCUCUCUGUAAGAUGGUUUGUAUCUUUAGCAUGAUUCUUGUUUUUGGGUCUGAGGGUAAUUGUACAUAGGUAUCUGUACAACAGUUCUUCUUUGUAAUAGUCAUUAGUGAUGUCCCGAACGGUUCGCCGAACGGUUCGCGAACGGUUCGCCACGGACUCAUCAUUGAGUAAACUUUGACCCUGUACCUCACAGUCAGCAGACACAUUCCAGCCAAUCAGCAGCAGACCCUCCCUCCCAGACCCUCCCACCUCCUGGACAGCUCACUAAGAAUGCAGCAAUGAAUGUAAAAUGGAUGCUGUCCAGGACGUGGGAGGGUCUGGGAGGGAGGGUCUGCAGGGAAUGCCAUAGCCCCCCUCCCUGGCCAGGUAACAAGCAGGGAGGGGGAGGGGGGACAAAAAAAAUAAAACAUAAAUAUUAAAAAUAAAAUUUAAAUAAAAAUGCCCCCCUCUCCCCCAUUUUACACAAAUUACAUCCCUUCAGAAACACACACACUAUACAAACACACACACACUCUGCAUUGUAUACAAACACUACACACAAUGCAUUAUAUACACACACUAAACAAACACACACUCUGCAUUCAUUAUAUACACACACAUACACACAGUGCAUUCAUUAUAUACACACACUACACAAGCACUCAGGAAUGUUUAAUCAGGGGGCGGGGAGCCCCUUAUAAAGCACAAAUACAUCACAUGCAUAAUUACAGAUAACAGAGAAAAAUACAACAAUAAUUGGUCAGAUGUUAGGUGGUUUAUUCAAUGCACAUCCUUCUGGGUGUGCAUGUUACUGUUAUCAUGAAAUUCUUCCCCGGAUUCCAGCUCCAUCUUGGUUACACGAUGGGAGGGGGUGACUUCCAGCAGCCAAUUUGAGUAGUCACUGAAUAAUACUGAUUGUUAUGCAGAGUUAAUAGGCAUUUUACUUUAGUUAAUAUUCUGUCCACAACAAUAUACACACACACUACACAAACACACACACACUGCACAAACACACUGCAUUUACUAUACACACACACUACACACAAUGCAUUCACUUUACGCACACUACACACACUGCAUUCACUAUACACACACACACCACAUUCUACAUUCACUAUACUCACACACCACACUCUACAUUCACUAUACUCACACUACACAAACACACACACUCUACAUUCACUAUAUAUACAUACUACACAAACACUCACUGCAUUCACUAUACACACACUACACAAACACACCCUGUAUUUAUUAUAUAUACACUACACAGACACACUCUGCAUUCAUUAUAUACACACUACACAAACACACUCUGCAUUCAUUAUAUGCACACUACACAAACACACACUGCAUAAACACACACAGCUCCUCUGUCUAAACACACUGCAUCCACUACAUGUGGCAUGUAUAUUUUGUGCAUUUACCUUUAGAAAUAGUUUAUUUUUUCAAAACGGUAAAUGUACAGAAUAUCGUAGCUGUCCUUCCGCCGCUUGCCACCAAUUGUAACGGCACCCCAGGGCAUAAAAGGGUUAAACCGCCGUUCAGUAGAUCUUCCCUUCCAGAGACAGAGGCACAGCUGCUGCAGAACACCAAUCCGCCGAACAGGAAACCAUAUGAAUUCCGUAAACAGCCGAACCGGAACCAUCCGAAUGCUGUAAACAGCCGAAUAGGAAAAACCAUACGAAAGGUUUACACUCCUAGCAGUCGAACUGGAACAGCAUACAAUAAAUCCCCCCAAGAACGAGACAAAGCUCCGUGUUGAGGGUCAAGCAGUGAACAGCCAGAGCUGUGGGUUUAUUCUGCUUAUGUACACAUUCUUACACAUUAGUACCACCCACAGGGUUUUGGAACACAACCAAUAAACACAUACAAUACACUCAGACACUCCCACACAAAAUCAUCCCCUCUGCCUGUGAUACAAUUACCUUACACAAUGGGUAAUGUAAUUAUAACAAGCAGAGAAAUACAAUUUUUCCACAUUAUUCAUAACUUGAAAAGUAUGCAUCACAUUCACAUAAAACUUACAUUUUCAGAAUCAGCAUACUCCGAAUACAAACAUAUAUCAAAUUCAUACAAAUUGGUCGAAUGGUUCAAAAGAUAGAUCGUAGUCCUUUGUGACCAAAGGAAGCAUGGCUUUUCUGCCCAAAACCAGUUCCACAGAGUCUUCUAUCCUGGAGAUAAUUGGUGUGACGAAGUGCCCUUCGCCACUUGGUCCUGGAGAGGCCUACUUGCCAGCCUCCUCCCCUGUGACUAUGACUCUUUCAUGUAUCUGGCUUUAAAGCCCCUAGUCUACCUUCAGACAGACUAUUUAUGUAGGCUGCUUUAUUUAUCUUAUGUUUUAGUCACCCUGUACCCAUUAUAGGUGCAGGGUGUGUGUUAUGUAAUUGUUUAUAGUGUGUGUGUGUGUGUACUGUGUAAUGUAUUGCCUGCUCUCUUGUAUUGCUGAGGUUUGCUACCAACUAGGUGGGUUUGGCUAUGGAGCUUGUCUAGUGCCCUCUGUUGGUAGCAACAGCAAUAUGCACUACCUGAAUUGCAAGACAGGUUCAUUUGCAUAUUCGGGUAGAUUUGCAUAUUGCUAAUUCUGCAGGCAGGUGAGAUAUUUACUGUUAAAUAUUGUCUCCCCCCACCCCUUUAAAAAUGUGCCAUUGUGUUGUGAUAAGUCACUGUGUGUUGCUUGAUAUGGUUUGACUGUUUGUGAUUUUAUUGAGGUUUCACAACAAUGUUAUUGUGGUGACCCUAUUGGCUGGUCCCAAGGGAAAUAAAGGUUUUGACAGUUCUUCUUGAUCCCUCUAAAUGUAGCCUUGUCUCGUUAUUGGAGGGAGCUGUUAUAAUCACACUGGGGAUUGCUAUGCUCUGCAUGCUCCCCUGAGCUUGAGUCACUUAGCUCUUUUAAGAGCUUGUUCCUGACACGCUCUCCUUGGAGGAGGGGUCUUCACCACACAGUCCUGGAUGCUGGAGGUUCAUACAGGGUGGAAGGGAGAGUUCUUUCCCACACAGUCCUGGAGGACAGAAGCUAAUCCAGGGUGGAAGGAAGACGGCGAGACUCCAGUCAAGAUACGGCGGUUGCGGAGUCUGUGGUGGUUGUGGUGUCUGCUGCAGUGCUUGGGAGUCCUCAGGAAGCGCUAGGAGCAUCCAUCAACGGAGGGUACUCAGUCGGAGUACAAGGAGCUCCGUUACAAUUGGGAAGUAAUCCAAUUAUCUCCAAAGACAGAGGCAAAACUCCCUUGAACACAUGGCAGCAAAAGACAAUAAAAUACAUAAAAACAUAUAACUGUGCAGCCAUUGCACAAAACAGAUACAUUCAACAAAUCCCCAGAUAGCUCAGAUCUGAGCGCACAUUAUUACUGAAUGGCGCUCAGAGCACACACAUACAGUUCAAUUGCCAUGGAGCCAAAGUCUUUCCCAUAGUCUUUCAUUAUACAAAUGGGCUCCACGGCAUAGCUAUCUGGGGUAUCACUGCUCAAACAGGGCACGCACCGAAUGACCCGGCUUUCAUGUCUUCGCAGGGGAAAAUCAAGCCUUUCAAUAUGGGGCCAUAGUCUAAAGGCAGCAGGUGGGCAACCAGGCUCCUCCAAUGCACAGUGGCGAGAUUGGUCUCGUCACACACAUAUAUAUAUAUAUAUAUAUAUAUAUAUAUAUAUAUAGUAAGUAUACCCCAAUACCAAUGGUAAGAAGAACCCAUUAGAAAGUAACAAAUUACCCAUCAAUGGAAUAUGCAGGUUUAACAUAUAAAAGUAAAGGAGACAGCCUGCAAGAGAAACAGGCCACAGUAAAGAAGUCAAAGCACUGCAAAGUCGUAUGUACUGUGUUACAUACUAUCAAGCAACUCAAACCAUGACAGGGUAAAUAACUAAUUGUGGCAUUAUCUUAUAUAGCCCAUUAAUAAAGCCUAUUGGAAAGAGUCAUAUUUCUGAUGCCCGAGUGUUCAUAAGUCUCUGUGGCUCCAAAAAAAAAAGAAAGAAGUUAAGGAUUCUGGGGAGUGUAGCGCUCCGUGUCGAAAAUAAUAACACAAAAUGUUCUUAUGUGUACCAUGGUGGUAUCCAGAUGGAGUAGAGGUCUGACCAUGUAUUUAUGGAGUUAAUAAGAAUGGAGAGUAUCACUUUUCACUGAAGAAAUUAGAUAUUUUCCUGUCUAAUCUUCUUACUAAUCUACCAAGGUUAGAAUUAGAGUUUUUGCACAUGUUGUUGCUGCCCUUCAUCAUCACCUUCUUCCUCUUCUUUGGCCUGUGGUGAAACCUCACACACCAUGCUCCUGGGCAAUGAUGUGAAGGCAGUAACACUACAUCUUAAUGCCUUUUUCUAGUGUGUAUUUCAACAGAGCCACCAAAAUGGUCUAGAUAUCUGAAGAGCAUCUUCAGGACCCCAAAAAGUCACUUAAUAACACCUCUGAACCCGAUAGCCUGAAUUCCUUCCAAAAAGAAAACAAUAUGUGAAAUAUGGUCAUAGAAACAUGAAGGCAUGAUAUUUUAGAUAAAUGCAUGUUAGUAAUUAUUUUAAUAAGGAUUGAUAUCUAGGAUGCUAUUUGAAUAUAUCCAUUUGGCAUAAAGUUUUUUCAAAAAGAUUGUUGAGUUGUAUGUAACUGCCAUGACAGUUCCCUUGGAUUAUAGUUACCAUCAAUGUCCUCAGUUUAUGGCCACACACAACCUACACAUUUACUGAAUGUGUUUCCUAUUUUUGUUCCUUGAUUUGAUGCCACUUGGAACUCUUAUUUAAGCAUGUGUGUAGCUUAUGGUUCCAAGCACAUUUGAGAUUCCCUUUCAACAUAUCUACAGUCUCUGGAGGAAAAGUUGAUUUCUCAUAAGUCUACAGAAAAUGUUUUUCCUCCAAUGGUGAGGUUCAAGAUUUGACCAUUGGACAUCUGGGGUUUUCUUUUAUUUCUCUUCACCUGGGUAGUUGAGGAUCUCCAAAUGGCUGGAUAUACUUAUUUAGAUCCCUUCAUAGCUCUCUGAAGAUCUAGUCCCACUACUUGGUGGAACACAAGCAAUGAAUUGAUGAUCUCCUGUCCCUUUGUGUGUGGUUGUUGGACUCAUUAAGGUUUGACAAUGUUAGGGCAGACUGGGGAAACAUAUAAAAAAAAUAGUCAUAAGUGAUGAGCCGCAUUAUAUAUUAUACUAUAAUUAUAAUUUAUUUUUUGUUAUUUGUUCCUUCUGCAUUCCUUGUCAUAUGCCGCUUUAACACCAUGUGUUCAAUGUAACUUUUCCUAUCUCACCCCUGUUGUUAAUUGUAACGGCACCCCAGGGCAUAAAAGGGUUAAACCGCCGUUUAGGAGAUCUUCCCCUUCCAGAGACACAGGCACAGCUACUGUAGAACACCAAUCCGCCGAACAGGAAACCAAAUGAAUGCUGUAAACAGCCUAAUAGGAAAACCCAUACGAAUAGGUUUACACUCCUAGCAGUCGAACUGGAACAGCAAACAAUAAAUCCCCCCAAGAACGAGACAAGGCUCUGUUUUGAGGGUCAAGCAGUGAACAGCCAGAGCUGUGGGUUUAUUGUGCUUAUGUACACAUUUUUACACAUUAGUACUACCCACAGGGUUUUGGAACACAACCAAUAAACACAUACAAUACACUCAGACACUCCCACACAAAAUCCUCCCCUCUGCCUGUGAUACAAUUACCUUACACAAUGGGUAAUGUAAUUAUAACAAGCAGAGAAAUACAAUUUUUCCACAUUAUUCAUAACUUGAAAAGUAUGCAUCACAUUUUCAGAAUCAGCAUACUCCAAAUACAAACAUACAUCAAAUUCAUACAAAUUGGUCCAGUGGUUCAAAAGAUAGAUCGUAGUCCUUUGUGACCAAAGGAAGCAUAGCUUUUCUGCCCAAAACCAGUUCCACAGAGUCUUCUAUCCUGGAGAUAAUUGGGAAGUAAUCAAUUAUCUCCAAAGACAGAGGCAAAACUCCAUUGAACACAUGUCAAUAAAACACAUAAAAACAUAUAACUGUGCAGCCAUUGCACAAAACCGAUACAUUCAACAUAUCCCCAGAUAGCUCAGAUCUGAGCGCACAUUAUUACUGAAUGGCGCUCAGAGCACACAUAUACAGUUCAAUUGCCAUGGAGCCAAAGUCUUUCCCAUAGUCUUUCAUUAUACGAAUGGGCUCCAUGGCAUAGCUAUCUGGGGUAUCACCGCUCAAGCAGGGCAAGCACCAAAUGACCCGGCUUUCAUGUCUUUGCAGGGGAAAAUCAAGCCGUUUAACAUGGGGCCAUAUUUCAAAGGCAACAGGCGAGCAACCAGGCUUCUCCAAUGCAAUGUGGCGAGAUUGGUCUCGUCACGUUAAUGUACUAUUAAGUAAAAUUAGGCAUUUGGAUAAAUCAGAAUUUAGAAAAAAUGAAAAGUGUUAAUAAAUCUGUGAAUGCACUGUUAACAAUGUCUUACAUCAACAUUUUUGGGUGGAGAGGUGUACCUAUAUUGUUCUUAUGCACUUUCGAGAUAUAUGAUAUUUAAAGGACCACUAUAGGCACCCAGACCACUUCAGCUCAGUGAAGUGGUCUGGGUGCCAGGUCCAUCUAGGUUUAACCCUGCCUGCUGUAAACAUAGCAGUUUCAGAGAUACUGCUAUGUUUACACUGGGGUUAAUCCAGCCUCUAGUGGCUGUCUCAUUGACCGUCACUAGAGGCGCUUCCGUGCUUCUCACUGUGAUUUUUCACAGUGAGAAGACGCCAGCGUCUAUAGGAAAGCAUUGAGAAUGCGUUCCUAUGGACUGACUGAAUGCGCGCGUGACUCUUGCCGCAUAUGCGCAUUCAGCCGAUGACGUCCAAAGGAGGAGGAGAGUCCCCAGCACCGAGGGAGCCCGGCGCUGGAGAAAGGUAAGCCUUUAACCCCUUCCUCCCCGUAGAGCCCGACGGGAGUGGGACCCUGAGGAUUGGGGGACCCAAAGACCAUAUAGUGCCAGGAAAACAAGUUUGUUUUCCUGGCACUAUAGUGGUCCUUUAAAAUACUCUACAUACCUUUUAUUUAAUGAUUCUAUUUUUUAUAUACAAUUUCUACCAGUAACAUAUUGAACAAUGUAAAUAGUGUGAACAUAUAUCUACUAUUUAUUAGAUAAUAAAUAAAUAGAAACAUUAAUUACUUAUUUUUAUUUCGUUAAAGGUUAGUGCAUACGGUUUCAUGACGCACGAUUACCAAAACUAUUCUGAUCAUUACUACGACAAAGAUAAAAAGGAAACUACUCUAUACAUUAAUCAUGACUUUCUUUUGGAAAGAAACCUAUGGAGGAACCUGCAUGGGGAAAAUAUAAUUAAGCUCUACCUAAGGAAAUAAGAAUCAAAUCAAUCUUCUGGUGUAUUCAGCAGAACACCAACAGUAACUCCUUGGAAGAUGGCAAAAGUACUCUUGCUCCAGAUCCUGUGUAGUGGACAUUGAAUUGUGAAGUCAUUAACUGUUGAGUACGAUAUAUUAAAUAAUGGUGGAAGAUGUAAGAAAAAUUGAUAAAAUUGUACUCUGUUCUCCAACUUAAAGGGGCAUUCCGGUUAUCAUAACAACUUUAUCUCAGUUAAGUUUUUAUGUUGCCAGGAGGCCCCCAGGUGCACUCUAACCUUAAAGAGUUUAACCAUUCUCAAAAAUACCCCGAAAGUUACCUCCAGCGCCGAUCUCCAGGUCCCCUAGACGGCAUCCUGAUACUAAAACUCAGCUACAGGGAUAAAAAAAAAAAGGUACUUUUUUUUUUAUCCAGGGGCACCAUAACAACUUAAUUUACAUGAAGUUGUUAUGGUGAGGGAAGUAUCCCUUUAAAUGUUAUCAGUUGUAUAUAAUCUUUGCAAAUCAUCUAAAAAACCUGCUCUGCAUCAAGACGAGAAACAGCGUUUAAAUUAUUUGACACUUUGUUACAUUUUGAUAAUUUCUCUAGGGUUUUCUUAAAUCUCUAUUUGUUUUUGUUUUUUUUCCAAUCAAGUUUUACUUAUUUUUCACUUAAAAGGUUAAUGGCUCCAAACUUGACAGAGGUGUCUUUCUUUAUUUCCCUUUCAGUACCCCACCUCCCCAUCCUAUAAGUAGCAUAGCAUGGUCUAAGAGUUGCUAGGUGAUAUUUUGAAAAACAGUAUUCUUUUAGCAUUCAAAGGAAUCUCUCAUUCUCUCACACUGCUGAGGACACUGAUUAACUAGCCUUCAGUUUAAUGCUCCUGCUAUUUAUUCAGCCUUCUCUAUUCUUACGUUCCUUUGCUCUUACAGUAGCAUUUUUCCUCUACAAUUUUAUCUUACUACAUCUCACUCACUAAAUUAAUGUUUUCAGAACAGUUUUCUGCAAUACUCAUUUCUAUAAGAAUAAAUGAAUUUUGUUCUACAAUACCAGACACACAAGGUUGGAUUUAAAAGCAUUUGAAUGCAUUCUAUUACAAUAUAGAAAAUAAAUAAAUGUACUUAUACAUAUUUAAUUUGAUUUAUAUUAAAUUAAUGGGCAGAUUAUGUGUUAGAGUCCUGUACUGCACAUAUGCACAGUUACGGGCUAAACAGGAUUUAGUGUGAGUUACACUCCUCAGUGGUACCGGAUUCUAUUUUAAAGAGACACUAUAGUUACCAAAACAACUUUAGCUUAAUGAAGUAGUUUUGGUGUACAGGCCGAACCCCUGCAUGCUCACUGCUCAAUUAUAUGCCUUUUAAGAGUUAAAUCUUUUUGUUUAUACACCCUAUUCACACUUCCCUGCAUGUGACUUUAACAGCCUCCCUAACUAAACACUUCCUCUAAAGUAUGAUCGAAUGUUUACACUUCCUUUAUUGAAAAUGAUGUUUAAUUUAGAAUAUCUUAUCUACUGUUCUGUUAAUAGUUUGCUAGACACUACAGGAGUCUCCUGUAUGUAAUUAAAGUUCAAUUUACAGAGCAGGAGACAAAAAUGUUUACAGUACGUCACAUGUGAGAGCUGCAUAAGCAGAAAUAAAUGUGAUUUAACUCCUAAAUGACAGAGAAUUGAGUUAGACUGCAGGGAAAUUAUCUAUAUACUAAAACUAAUUAACGAAGCUUAAGUUGUUUUGGUGACUAUAGUGUCCCUCUAAUGACUGCAGUAGAAAUUACUCCUGGCUGUAAACACCUGAUUACUGGUAUACUGGGACAUGUAUUGCAGUCCUGAAAAAUUUUCUGCGAACAAUUCUGCACUUGACUUUAACCCCUUAAGGACACAUGACGGAAAUAUUCCGUCAUGAUUCCCUUUUAUUCCAGAAGUUGUGUCCUUAAGAGGUUAAGUACAGCUAACUAAAUUAUGGACACUUUUCACUUUUGACAAAUUAGUGUGCCAUGUUGACUUAUAUUACAGGCAACCAUAUGUAUAAAAAGUGUUGUCUUCUGAAAAGUAGUCUAAAAUAUUAAAUAUGGAUGGGCGUGGCCUGACUCUUCAUGUGAGCGGUUGCAUCUCCUGUGAACGCCCUGAUAGCGGAAUCUAAUAUAGCCAAAAGAAUACCUCAAUUUACCCAAAUGGACAAUAAAAAGAAAUCCGUGGCCUUUUCAAUCCAUUAUAGACACUCUCCAUAUACCUCGGAGAGAACUUUUCACCUAUCUCCGUUUGAAACAUUUCAUUCAUAAAAAUGUUAUUAACUCUUCUUUUCUAUUUGCCAAAAAAAUAGAAAUUAUGUUUAGCAAUCAUUCUAUUAAAAAGGUUACAUCUGUCGCAGCCUCCAUGUUGGAAGGUCUUAAGGAAUUCCCUCAUAAAUUGAUAAAAAUCUGGGAACAGGAAUUGGAAUUGGAGAUUCAUUUGGAAGACUGGAAUGCUUCUUUGAGUCAUGUAAAUAAAUACAUUCAUUGUUUAAAUCUGUCUGAAUGCCACUUUAAACUUCUUUAUAGAUGGUAUUAUACCCCGACUAGAUUAGCUAGAAUGUAUGAAUCCUACGACCCUAUAUGUUGGAGAUGUGGUAGUCAUCCAGGUACAUAUAUUCACAUAUGGUGGUCAUGCCCUGUGGUCCAAACUCUAUGGUUUUGGGCCUUUAAUAUCUUUAUGACGUUGACUGACAAUAGAAUUCCGGAAAAUGCUGUAUCUGCUCUUUUGCAUCUUAAGCUGAAUUUUAUACAAAAAGAUAUUUGUUUUGCUAUUCAUUGUCUAGUUGCUGUUAAAAUUAUUAUUGCAAGACAUUGGAAAUCAUCAAAGCCGUUUCAGAAAGGGAUUCUGAUUAACCAAAUCAUGUUCCAAAUCUCAAUGGAAUACGACUUGAUUAAAAGUUUCUCUUUUAAAUCGAGGAAAAAAGACUGGUAUUAUGAAUGGUUAGAAAAAUAUAAGGGUAUAUAUGGUAACACUUCCUCUGACAUAGAUCCUUCUUAUUAAACUAAUACUGGACAUAUUUAAAAACAGUUUAUUAUUAUAUAAAAUUGUAAUGAAUAAUACUGGAAUUAUAAGAUUGUACUAAAACAUGAAUGGAAAAUGUUAAGAGAUAUACUAAUAUGGAUACAGUUACAUGUUUUAUCAAUUUUUCUGUUUAGAAAUUUCCUUGUUCGGAUAAGGGUGAUAGGUAUUCCUACCGGGUGUUUACUUUUUUUUUUUUUUUUCGUGUUUUGUUUGUAUCUGUAUGUGGAUACUUUGUGGUUAUGUUCCAUGUUUUAAGGAACCUAUACGAUAUCAAAAAGAAGACAUGGAAAAGGAAAGGAAAAGAGUAAAUUAGAUGAUGUAUAAUGAUGAAAUAUGUUUAAUAAUAUAUGUAAUUAUGUAAUUAUUUAUUUGUCUGCUAUAUACAUUAUGAAUUUGACUGCAUGGUGUAGUAUAUUUGCUGUAUAUGAAAAAACUUUCAAUAAAAAUUAAUU